GGGGGUCGCCGGGGCAACGGAGCGACGCGCGCGCGGCCCGGUCGGCGGGAGAGGCGGCGGCGGCGGGAGAGGCGGCGAUGGAGGAGGCGGCGACGGGGACGACCACGGAGGGCACCUUCUGCCUGCAGCGUAUCCUUGGGCCGGGCGAGGGGGAGACGCUUCCGCGGAGAGCGCCGCUUGCCGCGCAAACCCAGCAGGACCGUCGCCCGUGUAAUUCUCUAAAAAUGUCCCGCCUCCUGUCGGCUGUCCUUACCUGUCGCCUUCCACCUCUCUAGCAUCUAUCUGUCGCCUAUCAUUGGUCACCUGUCCACCCUGUAAUGCAUCCCAUAAUCUAGAUAAAGAACCCCUGGACGGUUAUGUCCAGUCGUGGCCGACUCUGGGGUUGCGGCGCUCAUCUCGCUUUCCUGGCCAAGGGAGCCGGCGUACAGUUUCCGGGUCAUGUGGCCAGCAGGACUAAGCCGCUUCUGGCGAACCAGAGCAGCGCACGGAAAUGCCGUUUACCUUCCCGCCAGAGCGGUACCUUUUUAUCUACUUGCACUUUGACGUGCUUUUGGACUGCUAGGUUGGCAGGAGCAGGGACUGAGCAACAGGAGCUCACCCUGUCACGGGGUUUCGAACCGCCGACCUUCUGAUUGGCAAGUCCAAGUGGCACAGUGGUUUAGACCACAGCGCCACCCGUGUCCCUAUCUUUCUAUCUAUAAAUAGAGGCACAGGGUUCAAUAUGGGUGUAGGCGUCUAUGUUCAGGGGGGAAAGUUCUUACUGCUUUUAUUUAAGCGGGUUUGAGCAAACAAAUAUAGAUUAACUCAGACCAAGUCCUUGUAGGUGGAAAAGUUUGUGCUUUAAGUCCCUUUGGCACUUUUAUUCCAUCUGGGACACCCCGCCCCCCGCAUCCGGUUUCAUACUUCUAUUUCCCCCCAAAAUGUGAUGAUCCCUGUCAUUAAUUUGCGUAGUUGUAACAGCAACAAGUGAUGUAAGAAAAUAAGUUUCUCUUAAAUCCUGCUUUCUGAACGCCCUGGGAGCAAACCCCUUUUCUUUUGUUUUGUUUGUCCGUAAAUUGCUUUGGGUUGCCUUUGGCAAGAUAAAGCGACUAACAAAUUUAAUAAAUAAUAAUAAGGUGAUGUCAUUUUUUAAAGCACCUUUUAUCUUCCUGAACCCUCCUUCAGUCUUCUUAGGAUUGCUUUUCCCAAGAGGGGCUGAGUUGGGGCAAAGGUCUCCUUGAAAUUUUGCAGCUGGACCUUUUGCAUGAUAGAAAGGUUUUUGUGGGUUUAGUGGGAGGCGGCUGAUCCCAGAAAAAUAGGCACUGGGUUGCAACCUUGCAACUCAGUCCUCAGAAGUAACUAUUAAGUAGGUGUGCAUAGGUUUGUAAGGUAAAGGUAAAGGACCCCUAGACAGUUGAGUCCAAUCAAAUUUGACUAUGGGGUGCAGUGCUCUUUCAGGCUGAGGGAGCCAGUGUUUGUCCACAGCCAGCUUUUCUGGGUCAUGUGGCCAGCAUGACUAAACCGCUUCUGGCACAGUGGGACACCAUGACAGAAGCCAAAGUGCCUGGAAACGCUGCUUACCUUCCCUCCAUAGCAGGACCUACUGUAUUUUUCUGUGUAUUGGAUGAGGAUUUUUGUCUCAAAAAUCAUGUCAAAAAACCGGGGUUGUCCAAUACACGGAUAGUGGCAUGGCGUGCCGCCAGCCAUUUGGUUGGCAGGAGCAUGGCUUCCCCUGAUGCCACAGCAAGCGGGGAGCGAUCUGGAAGGUGUUUCCUGCCCGCAGCUGCGUGGUGGGGAGAAGCUGCGCACCGCUGGCCAGCUCUUUGAUGGGAGCGCAGAUCCACCCAAUGCCGCUGUGCGUGGGAAGCACUCCCUGGGUCGUUUUCCAUGCGUGGCGGCAUUGUGGGAGGUUGCACUCCUGCAAACCUGAUGGCUAGAGGGAGUGCAAAUUCAUCCGAUGCCGCCGCGUGUGGGAAACGAUCUAGGCUAGGGAGUGUUUCCUGCCCACAGCUGCGUGGGGGGAGAGGCUUGACAACUUUGGGCCAUCUCCCCUCCUUUUCUUAAAAUAUACAAGGGGGCAUCUUAUAAAUGGGAAAGUAUGGUAUUUAUCUACUCUAGCUGGUAUGCUUUCAAACUGCUAGGUUGACAGAAGCUGGGACAAAGCAAUGGGAGCUCAUCCCAUUGCUCAGAUUCAAAUUGCUGACCUUACGAAUAGCAAGCCCAAGAAGCUUGGUGGUUUAGACCACAGCACCAUCCACGUCCCUGCAUAGGUUUGUACUCUGGACUGAAAUGUUGCAGGCUUUGCCAUGUAGGUAGAACUCAUAUUUCCAUGUGAUGAAUGACAGUACGUUCAUCUUUCCCAUUGAUAUUAAAGCAAAAACAGACCACCACAAUGUUUGCCAGCUUCCAGGGAGCUUGACCCAUAGUUUCAAGGUUUGUAGUUGCCCCAUUACAGUUCUUAAGGGAAGUUAAAUGUAAAGAUAAAGGGAUGGGGAGCAGGCAGUGACAGCAUACCCUUUUAUUCUUUUCUGACUAAUGCACAUGUCAGCUAUUUUAGAAGAAUGUAUCUCUGUAGAGCUAAAGCAUAAAUACCAUCUAAUUUCAAUAAAUAUGCCUUGAAUUGUGAAAUAUAUUAAACUGCUAUUUGAACGACAGUCACCUUAUCAGGAUAAACUAAAGGCAUGCACAAUACUCAGGCUGCAACCUGAUGGCUUUGGAGUAGUUAAUAUAGAAUUCCCAAUGCAAAUAUGCAUGGUAUUGUGAAAAGCUUUUGCUUACCUAGUCAGAGGUUAUCACAACUAACUAGGCAGGCCUAGCAAGAACCUAGGUUUCUCAUACUUUCUUCUUCUAGGUUAGUUAUUCAGGAUCUCCAGGGAAAUGAGUUACAUUUGAAGUCUAGGAUGCAAAAGCACGGUGGGCUUUUAUUUUUAUAGGACCCAGCUUACCCAAAAGUAAAGGUUAAAUCAUCACCACCUUUUCCAUCUUGUUCCUCCAGUACAAUAUUUCGCGCGCUCGCGCUCUCUCUCUCUCUCUCUCUCUCUCUCUCUCUCUCUCUCUCAGAAAGAGCUUGUGACUCAAGUAGACACCAAGGCAGGUACAUAAAUAUAUGUCAAAACACAGUGAAAAGAGAUCAGUAAUGUGACACUGGAUAUCAGUUAGAAGGAGAGGUUUGAAAUUUUGAAGUGCAACCUUGCUCUGCCACUGCUUCAUUGAGUCCCAGGCUUGCGCCUCCAUGCUGUGGCUGUUGGGAUCUGAGAUUUCGGAGAUCUGGCAAUUCUAAGGACACAUUCCAGCCAUGCAAAAACAAUAAGAGUGCAAAGCAGGUCUAGUGAGGGAUCUGGCCCAGGAGGGUGUGUGACUUGAGAGUCUGGAGGGCCAGAUAGUCCUGGAGGGCCACAUUUUGCCCCAGACCCUGAGGUUCCCACUCCCUACUAUAUAGCAUCCCUACAAAGUGUCUUUUUCUUGCCUUAAAUGUGUAGUCUCCACAGUGAGUCUACAAUGAAGUAGCUUAAAGGAUCUGCCAAGUCCCAUGCCCUUAUAAAAACGUACAGAAUGCUUUCUGGUUUGAAGUGCCCUAAAUCAUCAAGCUUUUUCUUCAGCUGCUCUUAUUUGAAAUAUUGGGUGGAUUUGGUGUUGUGACAUAUUUGUCAGCAUUGCAGCAUCUUCUAAUAACAUUUAAUAGACAUUUCAAAAGGGGGAGGGCAGUGAAUGGUACUAUAACUUACUUUUGUUGUUGUUUAGUCGUUUAGUCGUGUCCGAUUCUUCGUGACCCCAUGGACCAGAGCACGCCAGGCACUUCAGUCUUCCACUGCCUCCCGCAGUUUGAUCACACUCAUGCUGGUAGCUUCGAAGACACUAUCCAACCAUUUCAUCCUCUGUCGUCCCCUUCUCCUUGUGCCCUCCAUCUUUCCCAACAUCAGGGUCUUUUCCAGGGAGUCUUCUCUUCUCAUGAGGUGGCCAAAGUAUUGGAGCCUCAGCUUCAUGAUCUGUCCUUCCAGUGAGCACUCAGGGCUGAUUUCCUUCAGAAUGGAUAGGUUUGAUCUUCUUGCAGUCCAGGGGACUCUCAAGAGUCUCCUCCAGCACCAUAAUUCAAAAGCAUCAAUUCUUCGGCGAUCAGCCUUCUUUAUGGUCCAGCUCUCACUUCCAUACAUCACUACUGGGAAAACCAUAGCUUUUACUAUACGGACCUUUGUUGGCAAGGUGAUGUCUCUACUUUUUAAGAUGCUGUCUAGGUUGGUCAUUGCUUUCCUCCCAAGAAGCAGGCGUCUCUUAAUUUCAUGGCUGCUGUCACCAUCUGCAGUGAUCAUGGAGCCCAAGAAAGUAAAAUCUCUCACUGCCUCCAUUACUUUAGAUAACAUUAUUUGUACCAUAUUGCAUCUCCUUCCUGGCCCCAGUAAAACUUGUGCCUAUCCUAUUGUCUUCUUACUACAGACUAUACUGAAAGAGUCAACAGCACAGACUGCCUCUUGUUGUCCAACUCUGCCCACCAAAAAUGAGGAAGGCUUUGACUCAUUUAGUAGCUACUUAUAACGAAGAGUCUUGAGGCACCUUAAAGCUUUAGCUUUUGUGGACUACAGUCCACUUCACCAGUUGCAUGAAAUGUUAUCCGGAGCUGUAUGCAUAUCUAUCCAAGCAUGCGUAAUGGGGCAGGUGGUGGUAUAAACAGUGAGGUCAGAAGGAAAUUAAAUGCAGUAAAGUACAGAGAGUAACAGUCAUUAGUGGCUGUCCACAAAAAAACCCAGUUAUUGUUGAUACAGAUGUCCAGGCAUUGGUGAGCCAAUUAACACAUGACAGAAAUCUUUUGUCUCAGUUAAAUUCACAAAUGAGAGCAUGAAACCACUUGAUGAAUUGCAUUGCGGGGGGUUGGACUAGAUGACCCUUGGGUCCUUUCCAACUGUAUGAUUCUAUGAACUGUGGUUCCUUUGCAAAUCUCCCCUUGAAGUUCCUUUGUUUAAGGUACAAAGGAACAUUUUUUUCGUAUUGCCACCUGUGAUGUCAGAUUAGUGCCUGUUUAUUGUUUUGUGUAAGGACAAGCCUGUUCUGUGUAGUGUGCAGAAGGGCAUUGUUGGCAGAUGAUAGCAUGUAUCACAUUGGAAAUUGAGCACGUGAAUGAACCACUGAUAUUUUGGAAUUCAUUAUUUGGUUGCCAGCAUGGCUGUAGCGAGGGGUGGGGGUUCAGCUGCUCCCCCAUAAAGUAAAUAAAUAAAAAUACUUAACUAAAAGUGGAAAUAAUCAGAAUAUUGGAAAUUGAAAUGUUCACUGAGGUCACUUGGAUGAUGUUGUGAUGCAUUCUACCAACACAACUGGCAACCUGACUGAGUGAUAGGUGUGGCUUCUGCAAACUGACCAAUCAUGUUGCAGGUAGCUCGGUUCUGGAAGCUUCUCAUAGUUUCCAGGAUUUUCUCCUGAGAGUGUGCACCUGCAAGGCCUGUCAACUGGAAGUUUCCCACAGGCUAUUUAUAACUCAUUACCUGGACACUUUAGUGUCUUUGAUAGAGCAUCAUUUCUCACCUGCUUUUCCACUUCUGGCCCUACAACCCUGUAUCAUGUUGGAGAUGACCCUUCAAGAUGGAAGCCAAGCAGUUCUUAUCAGUUGCAAGACUUUGACUGAAGCUGAACUCUGGGACACCAUGUGGAAGGAGAAGAAACUCAGCAAAGAGCAGUCCUAGUAAAAGAGGCAGAAAGCUUUUACUCUCCUACAAAAAGGCUCUGAUCCCUCUUGUACUGUAAGGUGAUCAUUCAGUACCUCACAGAGAGCAAAGACCUGGCUAAGGUCGACAGUGGCAGGAGAGUCUCAAUGGGAUAUGCUUACUGAGUGUGCACAGAAAAACUGCAUCAGAAAAAAGGAGAAAUUUGAGAAGGAAGUGCUGAAAAGGUUUUCAGCAAAGCCAAGAAAACUUGUUUUACUUUAGAUUUUUAAAAAGUAAAAUGAAAUAUAUGUGUUCUUUGUAAUUUUGUAAAAUAUAAUCAUUAACUGCAUGAAAGAUCCUCCCUGAUGUUAAUUUUUUAUUUGACUUCCUAAUUUUCAAAUGAAUGAAGAUUUUGACAGAUUUUUCUGAGCAAAAGAAAAGUAAUUUCAAACAACUGCCAUAAGAAAUUAAUUUAAAACAACUGUUGUUGAGACAUUUCAUUCCUAAUCUGCUAGACAGAGCCAGACACAGGAUGACGACAGGUGGGUGUACUCCCCCCCGCCCGCCCACCCCACAUAAAUUCUGGUUAUACCCGUGGUUGCCAGGGUAGUUACAGGGACCCUACAGUUUUGUCCAGAGAUAUUAGCCCCCUUUUGCAUCUUGUGGGUUGCAGUAAACUUGAGAGAGGAGCUUGUAAGUGGGAGUCUGCUGAUACAAAGGAAUAGCAUGAUACAAAGAGCUGCUUACCCACCUUCUGGCUUCUGCCAGGCAUUGUGAACACUUUUUAAAGGCCCUCUUUCACCGCCCAGUAAAAAGGGCCACAAGUAUGCUUUUAAAACACCCAAUCAGGAUGACUUGUUUGGUUCCGGGGUCAAUAUAUAGCAGACUUCUGUGGCAAUUGUGCACUGUGCAGAUUAAUAAUAAUAAUAAUAAUAAUAAUAUUUUUUUUUUAUACCCCGCCCUCCCCAGCCAAGGCCAGGCUUAGGGCGGCUUACAAGCAAUAAGAAAAACAAGUUGAAUGAUUACAACUUAAAAACAAAAUUAAAAUACAUUAAAAUAUUGAAACAUUAAAAUAUUAAGAAGUUUUAACACCAGAAACACCAAGGUGGAAAAUAGUGCCCUUGUGAAGUCUUUUCACCCUCAUCCUCUUGACACAGUGCUUCACAUCACAGCAUCAGUGAAUUAGCAUUUCCUGUAGAAGUAUUAAAAAAAUACAGUCCUAAUCCUAGUGAACAAUAUUUAUAUCUCAUAACAGAAGCAUAUUUUUGGCAAGCUCAAAAAUGACAACCCCCCCUCCCAGCAAUGAAGUUAGAAAUGAUAAUUGAAUGGACAGGUACUUUAUGAAUAAAUACAGAUAUUUAUUGGAAGAUGUGAUCACUCUUGAGAGUUUGUAACACAGUCAAGCUGAGAUUAGAAUCUGUUCCAGCAUCCCUGGAGAAAAUAGCAACCUGAAUUCCUGAAGCAAAGCAAAGCAAAUAUUCACUAAAUGGUGUUCAUAAAUGUUUGAGAGCUAAAUUUUGUUGCCAGAUGUAUAGUGGCUUUCACUAUUGUGUGUGUAGGCAGUCAAGCAGCAAACUGACAGCUCUGAAUAGAAUUUGCUUAUCCCAAGAAUUGCAGAGUAUGUGUUGCUCAGUAAAUACUGUUUACUGUUUUAUACUUAACUUAACAUUUAGAGGUUUCAGUAGCAGAAAGCUCUGAAGAUGACUACCAAUAUGAAGAGGUAAGAGACGUUAACACAAAAGUUGCAACCUAUUUUAUUUUUAAGUACAAAUUUUGAUAUUGAUAUGACAGAGAAAUAGAAUUUAUUUUAUUGUUAGCCACAAAAAAUAGUCUUACAUACUUUAUUAUUUAUAAAUGAAGGGCAAGGUCUAUCCCAGAACUAGGGUGAUAUCUGGUUUUCAACAUUGUGCUAUAUCACCAGCUAAACAUUGCGAUAUACCGAUAUAUCACAAUGUCUGAAAUAAGGAUGGAGCUAUGUAGAGGCAUUGGCUGGCUUCAUGGUUUAUCCGACAUCUUGAUUUUUGCCAGUGCCUGUUCUUGUGAUUCGCUGCCCCUUGUGUGAGGCAGCGGAGAGCUGAGCCGGCUGCAGGAAUUGAGAGAAGCGUUGGCUGGUUUCACUGUUUUUCUUACAUUGUGAUUUUUGCAUAGCGUGCACGCACACACACACUUCAACUUCAACAUCAUCAUCAUUAUUCGUGAUAUAUUGCCAGGUCAAAAAUUAUGAAACCGAUGUCACAAUAUGAACUUCAAACCUACUUACAAGACAUGGGAUUCUACGGAUCCCUAUUUUCACACACACCUUUUGUGCCCACACAGAUUAGAAGGUCUCUGUGCACUGUGUAUCUUCUUUAUCCUCCAUCCUGCCCUCCCUCUUGCCCAGAUGUAAUUUACUUAAACCCUAAACUCAGUAGAUCUGACUAGGACAAAAUGUGAUAAAAGUAUACACUGAACUGAUCUUCUGAUCCUGUAAAGGUUUUGUUUUGUUUUUGGUUCACUGCAUACUGAUGUGGAGAGAGGAGAAAACAAGGCCUGGUGUGGUUUUUCACAAGUGCUGUGCCUGGUUUUAUUUUAUUCUUUUGCAAUUCUUUUUUCUCCUUAACUUUAUAUUUUGGUUUCUAAAAAGACAUAUAACGAACAAUCCCCAUUCCAUCCAUUUAAAUGUAAAUAAUACAGUCAAACAUUAAGUAAGUUUGUAAAUAAUCUGGAAAUAGAAUUGGCCUGAUUUAGGAUAGAAAAUGUCUGAAUGUUUUUAAUCUUAUUCUUGCACAGUUGGUGCCUGAAAAAAAUAGUAUGUUGUAUCACUGAAACGCUGGUGACUUUACGCAGAAAUUUGUUAAUUAGUACUAUCUUAAUUUAAAAUCAGUUAAAUGCAUCUGGUUAAUCCAUUCUGGGAUAGUACUGGCCACUUGGUGCCUGAAUGUUCAACUUAUAUUUUCAUAGUUGCAAGUCUACAUUUAUGUAUGCAAGUGCACAUAAUUUGUAAUGUACCAUUGAUUCUGUUUAUCCCAAGUAAUUUAUAGGCAUUCUCACACUGAAAACAGUGCAUGCACUUUUAUACUUACGUGUCCAUGAAAAUGAAAGAUAAUAAGAAAUAUCCUGCUUAUAGUUUUUCCAUUUAUUCCUGCUGAAUAGUAAAAACAUCCAUGUAAAAUUGCUCAGGGACAGGACUCUGAUGUGAACCAAAUCCUACUGAUGCCACAGAUAAAUAUGCUCAGUGACUUCUGAACUUCGGGUAAAACUAUGGUCUAGAGUACGCUCUCACUUUUAAUAUCCCAUGAUUUGGUACACAUUUCUAGAACAGUAAUUUCAUGUAGACUUUGAUCCAAAGCAACGUAUGUGGAGAAGUUGUAUUCUCAUGCAAAGGAAAACAUUACAGGCAUUUUUGUUCAUUUACCAAGUUCGCCUGUACAAAAUUGGCAACAGUCUUUAAUUGACAGAAACAAACAAACAUAGUACUCAUUAAACUGGCAACCAAGUGUCCUGAUCUAGAAUAUCGUGUAUAUAUUGCAUUUGAAUAUGGAGUUCUCAGCUCAUUUAAAUAGAUGGACCUUAUAGCUUCCCCAUCCCAUAAAUACUUAUGUAGAUUGGGUCCCCUGAUGAAAAUGAAUAAAGAAGGUAUAUUAGUUAGGGGUAUUAAGAUAUAAGGAAAUAUCUUAUACUGAAUCUGAUCUCUGGCCUGUGCUGUCUAGCAAUACCUCUGCUGGGGUUUCAGAUUUUCCUAGUUCUAUCACCUAAGACCCUUAUUUAGGUAGAGACAUGACUAAACAAGUAAACAACAACAAAAACGAAAUAAGUCUAAGUGAUACUCAGAGUAGACUCAUUGAAAUUAUGAUCUUUAGUUAGUCAUGCACAUUCAUUUCAGUGGGACUAUUGUGAGUAUGAUUUAGUUGGAUACAGCCCUGAAGCAGGGAUCUGACAUAUACAAAAAACCAUUCCAUUGCUGAAUUGUGGCAAAUAGAUUAUAUAAUCUUGGGGAUUGAAACAGUUUCCCUCAACUCAGUGGAUGUGCUCAUUGUAUAUGUAUUUAUAAUUCUGUCUUAGGUACCAGCCGACGAUGAAUUUAGCCUGCAAGAUGGUGAUGAAGAUCUGGCAAAGGCUUUAUACACUAUACAGGAACAGGCUGUUGAUGCCCAAAUUAUGGUAAAUAUGUUGUUUUUCAAAAUAUGUGACUACAUUGAUUCAUAUGACUUUACAGUUAUUAAUGUAAUAUGCAUGUGAGUGUGGUGGUUAACGGAAUGUUACAGCAAAUGCAUUAUUAUUCAAGACUAAUGUGAGAGAGAGCAGAGAACUUCUAGAUUGAAAAGGGUGACAUUAUGUUACAUCUAAGUGGCAAAACUGAACCAAACUAAGUAGUUUAAUCGCACCCCCGUUUUCAAAUUUUACAAUAGUGUUCAUAAUGAAAGCUGAAAUAAACUUGGCAUUUUCUAUAUUUCAUAUUCAGAUAUGGUGACUUAUCAUCUGGUUGCAAUAAAAAUAAUGGGCAUCUAGUGGGAAUAAAUCCAGUGCAGCUGUCAUGCAAUUUACAUGUUAUUGGACAGUUUCAAAACACUUUCUUAAGGCAGGCUAAAGCCAUUUAACAUUCCCAGUGGAAAUACAUUCCUUUGCAUGUCAGACCUCUAUGCUUUACUGCAACUGCUUCUGAAACUGCCCUAAGUUUCAACAGAGAUGCUAUUAAAGGAAGGGAGCACAUGCAACCUGAAAGUGUUUCUUUUGAUCUAGGACAUAAAUUAUAUAGAAUCUGUGAGUUGUGUGCAUGUGUAAUUAUAUAUAUUUAAAAGGAACAGAUAAAAAUGAGCCAACAGGGGUAAUACUCAAGUCUCAUCUCAAUGAAGGUGUUAAGUGAUCCUUAAGCUCCUUUUUCCUUUCAACUGAUUCUAUUUUUACUUUUGCAACAUAGGCCCCAAUUCCUUUCAGAGGGCGCACACACUUCUUUUGAAAAUCAUGGAAUUUAAAAGUAGUGGCUUGAAGAGUGGUACAGAAGAACAGGAAGAAAAAGGCCAAAAGCCAUGCUGUGUGCGCACAAUCAAGCUCUCUGUUGUAGUCAUAAACCCUGAAAAGCAGAAGUAUUUUAUCAAUUUCCGAGCUAUUGGAGUAAUUGUUUACUGCACAGUUAAUGAUUACAAUUAAUGACGAGAAGUUCAUUAUGGAAUGUAACUAUGUGUAGAUGCAUGCUGUAUUUGGAUUUGGUAACUCUGUAAACCUUCCUUUUCCCCAAGGGCAACUUUGUAUUUCCCUUUAUUUUGUUCUAGCCACUGUGUUUUCUUGUUUUGAAACUUUUUGGAGUUUAUUGUAAUCCAGGUUUCCUCAUAUGUAAAAACAGAUCAAAUCAACAUUUUAAAAGUGAAACUGGCCCUCUUUACAACUCCAUGGAAGGAGAAGGGAGGAGUGCAUGAGUGCAAUGUUUUGCUUGGGCUCACUGCAGCUUGUGCAUGUAAAGCUAACCAUAGCUUAAUAUUACAUGCAAACAUAGUCAGUGGGUAAAGAUCAAGACUGCUGGACCAGGGAUGACUGAAAAUAAAAGCAAAGGCUAGAUAAAUUAAUAUAUCAUAGCAUAGUAUAAAUUUUUGGUGAUCCAAAUGUUAUUACUUUGCUUGAAAUAUGUUUGGGAAGGUUUUACCCAGAAAGGUGGUAUAUUAUUAUUUACAAUAAACAAACAAAUAAGUAAAUAAUACUUAAUGGCAAUUGAACCAGUGUCUUGACUAACUGUAUUAUUUUCAGGUUCAGUUUGGAAUUGUUUUUUCAUAGCUUUACAACUCAAAGACGUGUCUGUCUUCUUAUAGAAACAGGGUCAGUUAUGUGUAGCUGGCUAACAUGGUGCUCAUUUGGGCUUCAACAAAGUGGUUGGAUGUGUGUUUUGAUGUGGCUAUAACAAUAAAUACCCCACCCAGAGCCCCUAGUUGUUGAAUGAAACUAGUUAUAUGUUGUUGGAACUAGAUUCGGGUUAGUUAUUACUUUAAGGAUAUAGUCCUGUGCAUAAACACUUGGAACUCAGUGGUGUUAGACUUGUGAAGUCAGUUGGCCCAUAAUCUGUUACACUGGGCCAACCAUCUGUUGUUGAUUCUUCAUCACACGUCAGUCUCUGUGAUCAGCAGAGUAUGCAAAGCUCCAGCAGACUCAUCCAGUGUUAGCUCACCAUGCUGUACUGUCACCAUAUAGCAUGUAACCUUCAGCUUCACCACUGAUACCGCACACUUAACUAAUGCUGGUGAAUGCAGCCUUUGCUUUAUACCCACCAUUGCACUUAUGCACAUUCCUUAGAGAACGGGAAGGUGGAUGAGUAAUACUUUAGGCCUUCUGGCCUUAGGCUGCUUCUAAAGCAGAAUCCAGAUGUGGAGGUCGGGCAACUCAAGACAUGGACCAAGAAGUUAGUGCAAUUUCACUCAUUCUUCUAAAUUACACCAACAAGUGGGAUUUCCUUCUGUGUAAAGAAGCUGCAUAGCAACUGAGCAGUAGUAUAUCAUCCCACUAUGCUGGUUGAGCACAUUAUGUAGGAGGCAUGAACCAAAACCAAGAGAAAUUCCUGACAGUUCCCAUAAAGUUUCCCUAAUAUGCCAGACCAUGAUAAUUAAACUGCUAUAGUUGUCUUGUGCUGUAAUUUAUGUGAUAAAGAAUCCAACUGGCCUGUGAUUGAAAUGUGCUUUCUUGAAAGCAAUAAUGAGGCAAACAGGUAGGCUAUAUUUCUAACAGUUGCUCUUGAAUUUUAUUUCUAGGCUCAGCGACCAGGUCAGAUUGCUAAACAUUCCUUGUCUGAAACGCCAGAAGUUGUAGAUGACUUUCUUUGCAAUUUCCUGAUUAGAAUGGGGAUGAACAGGACACUAGACUGCUUUCAAACUGAAUGGUAUGCCUUAAAAAAAAAAAAAAAGUAUUCCAACUACAAACCUGCAGAAAUAAAUAUGUAUGACAUGUUUUGCAUCCUGAUAGGCAAAUAAAGAGGCAGACAUGAGGUUGAACUGUGCCACUUUUAUUUAAACCUUAAAUUAUAAUCAGCAGAGGGGAAUGACUAUGGGGCAGGAACUAACUUCACUGUAUAUAGCCAUUGGGCUUCCUAGACUGCCCAGAUUCCUGGGCCACAUCCUGAAGGUGGUAAGGGAGGCCUUUCCUUGUCACCCCCCUCCAGGACUGCAGAACCCUAGGUGGAUGAGGGGGUUUGGUCUCAAAGAAGGCCCCUAUCUCACCCUCCGAACUGCAGAGUCUGAAAAGUGAGCCUUGGGGCCGAUUCAUCACCUGAAAGACACCUAAGGGGCAUCACCAGGCUUAAGCAAACUAUCCCCCCCCCACCUAAACUGCCCAAAGUGAUGAAAUCCAUCUAGCAUUCUGUCAGUGCGAAGUAGGCAAAAAACAAAUCUACGAUCACCUUGGGAAUGCAUCAAUUGGUACCAAGGAUUUUCCUGCUCAGCCUCUCUUGUUCAACAGCCCGCAAAUAAGCUCAGCCUUCUGGAACCAUCUAGGCCAGGCAUUGGCAAACUCGGCCCUACAGAUGUUUUGGGACGACAACUCCCAUUAGCUAGGGAUGAUGGGAGUUGUCGUCCCAAAACAUCUGGAGGGCCAGGUUUGCCUAUGCCUCAUCCAGGCCUUUUUGCUGAGAGUUUUUAUGGCAAAUUAUAACUUUUGGAAACCUUAAGUAUUAAUUGUUGUCUUUAUUUUUUCAUAAUAGGACCUUUCCCCAAUGUGAGUGCACAUUUUAAGCCUGCGUACACACUUCAUUUACUGCUAAGUAAAACACAAACAUUUUUAAAGUGCGAAGACCAUAACAUUAUUUUUAAAAUGUCAAGCCAAUUUUCAGUGUUUCCGCCCUAUUUGUUCUGCAUCCUGAACCAAGUGGUUAAGACCCAGAACUGUAUAGUCUGUUUUCAAAUAAGUGUCUGGAUGAUCUAAAUUCUAAAAUCAAUGUAAUUAUGUUAAUUCAGCAGAUAUAUGCUUCUUUGCUUAUUUUUCAUAAGUUACUCAGUUUUGGCUUGCCAUUGGGUGGAAGGGACAAAAGAUAGAGCGGGACACCUAACCACUGAAAAUGUUACUCAGCUCUCCCUGUGCCUAGCUUUUAAAGUCAUAUUUCCCCACAUUUUGAAACCUAUUUUUGUGGCCUAUAUCUUUGAGAAUGACACAUAUAUGCUAAUCUGUGACUUACAAUGCAUGAGCUAUUUGACAAUGUCAAUAAAUAUUAAUUGUUCGCCUUGGUGUUGAGGUGGCUAUAGUUCCACACAAGGUAUUUUGACAGCAAACUGACUACCAGGUACUUAGGAACCACAGAGCCUGGUGGCGCAGCCAGCCCUGUGCUCAUGGGUGUAUCCAGAAUUUAUUUUAGGGGGACAGGCUUUAUGUUUGGAGGCAGAAGGGAGUUAUCUGUGACACAGUUGGUCAGUUAGUUAAGUAUUUUUAUUUAUUUACUUGAUUUAGAGGGGCAGCCGCCCUCCUGUAUUCUCAUGCCUAUGCACUUUUGAAAGCCCCCAAGCAGAGGGCUGGCCAAACACAUUUUUCUCCCCCCUCCCCAGAGCAGAAAAAAGUUUUAUUUUAAUUCAAACCUUUUCCUCUACAGAGGGGGAAAUACUCUGUUUUUCAAAAGUUCUAUUGUUUUUCUGUAUUUCUAUGAGACUAUUAUCUUUUAAUAAUGUUUAGAAUGUUGAACAAGAAACUGGGAGACUAGGGUUCAAAUCCUCAUUCAGCCAGGAAACUAAUUGGCUCACGUUGGAUUAGUAGUCAUAGUCAUUCAGCCCAACGUACUUCAAUGGGUUUUUGCAAGGAUAAAAUGGUGAGGGGGGGAAACUGUGUACAUCACCUCGAGCACUUCAGAGGAAAGGUGGGAUAUAAAUGUAGUAAGUAAAUUAAUAGACUACUUUGAGUCUGAGGGUGCACACAUAGACAGGUGAUUUCUUGAUUAGUGUUUAUGGUAUUAAAGCAUCAUGUUUAAUGGUUUGUGAACUGAUGCCCUAAACAUGUAUUUUAUGAAUGUUUUUAAAUUGCAUUUACAUUGUUAAUUAACAUCAUUAAUAACUGAAAGUAAAUUACAUUUAUCACAUUUUCUUUGUACAAGUAUCUUUCUCUUGCUAAUAUACAGUAGAUCCAUGCUGUGAUCAAACUCUAAUGGGAUUCAAAAUGAGAAAAUAAUUAAUGCUGAGAAAGUUGAUUCAUUUGCACCUAUAAGAGCUCAGCUCAUUUAUUAAAUGACCUCUUAGAUAUGAAAGCCUGUUUAAGAAUUAAUCUUUAAUUAAAUUAGGCAAGGUAAUUAAUGUGUUUAUCUCACAGCUUGAGAAUUCUGAGUAUUUUGAGUAUCUAAUUUUAUAUAAAAGUUUCAUCUUUUAACUUUCAGUUUGUUUUAAUAGAGGAAUAAAACCAAAGUAUGAACCAAUUAGAAUAUUUUCUUUAUAAAAUGAGUGGUAUAUUGCAUAAAUUCAGUUUUUUGUCAUUUGUACAAAUCUAUAUUUUGCAGUUUAAGACUAUACAUGGAAAUUUACCUAUGUGUUGUAAUGUUGAGCUUUACAUUUCUGUGGAUGGGGGUGGACCAAAGCAAAGCCUGCUCUACUCUGGUCUUCUCCCAAGCCCUGCCUACCCAUCCUGGCCUGACUGGCCCAAAUUCAAAUACCGGGCUGACAGGAAGGUCCACCAGCCAACUGCCGGCCACCCUGCCCAGCGUUGCUUACCCAGGAUUUGGGCCUACUCCAACGGGCCACAACUGCGCCCACCCCCAGGAGUGGGUGGGCAGCCAUUUCUAUGGAUUGACAAAAUUCCUGUCACAUCAGACCCAAAGAAUGAUGCCUUAGGGUUGAUAAACUCUGCAAGAACAGCCCUGCUAAAUCAGACGAAGCGCCUACCUAGUCUAGCAACCUCUUUCUCACAGUGAUGAAUCAUGUGCCCAUCAGACACCACAAGCAGGAAAUGAGGACAAUAGCCCCCUUCUGCUGUUCUUACCUGACUCUUACUCAGUAUAAGUACCAUAUUUUUCUGGAUAUAAUAAUUCCCCCCCGAUUUUCCUGUAUUUCCCCCCCAUGUAUAAGACUGUUGGGAAUCAAGCCUUUAUCAGGAGAAACUGGCAACUCUCCAGACACCCAGCUUGAUCUCCUGUUGACCUCCCUGUCUGCAUUCCCCAGCAGGAUACAGGCUAGGUCGCGAUAGGCGAUUCUUCUCGGCGUGAGAAGAACACCCCCCCUCUUUCCUGCCCCCCCCCUCCAGGCAGGGGAAAGAGAUAGACAGAAACGUAUUCACAUUCCUUUAUUUCUGUCUUUGCAGCAUUACAAAAGCAUGACUGCUCUCUUCAAGCUCCAGCAGUCGAGAGAGAAAGACUUCCUGUACUAGAACAAAAGGAAGAGCUUAUAUUACACUCUGAGCUAAUUCCGGUGCUUCGCACUGUGAAUUGACUGUCCCUCUGUUUCCCACGGAACAGUCCUAACAUUCCAUCAUGUGCUGUUUUCAAGCUAGCAGCUCGCGGCUGCAUUGCUUCUGUAUCGUAACAAAGACAACCCCUGUUUUUUUGAACCCAAACUUAAGACAACAAAACCCUAAAAUAGAUUGGCAUUGUUGAGCUUUUUGGGGCAAGUGCCCUCUAAGUUUGCAUCAUGAGGUGCAGUGUCUGGGGCACCACACACUCCCCCUCGGUGGCAGAGGCUCCUGCUGCAAGGGAGCCAAGGGGCAGGAGGCUCCCGAGCAGGUCGCCAAGGCAGAGCCCAGGGAAGGCGGCGCCCACGCUGCCACCAGAUUUGCAAGAUUACGCUAUGUGUUGUGUGUAGAAAUGUUGUAUUUGUGAGAAGGGCUGGAAUAGAAGGCUUAGAAGAGGGAGGAGUGCAUUCGAGAGUCUAUAGGUAAAGGCUGAAGAAUGUGCUAAAUGAAGGAAUCUUCCUUUUUUAUUGUUACGUUUAUAUUCCACUUUUCCUCCAAGAUACAUGGUGUUCCUCUUCCCUGUUUUAUUCUCCACACUUCCUUAUUUUUUUCCCCAGCUGCCACUUUGUGCUUUUCUCUCCCAACCCAUAAUAGUCCUGAUUCUUCUGUCCCUUUACCCAGUUUCCUGAUCCUCAGUCCUUGCAUUUAGUUUUCAAGAAAGGUUGGACUCAUCAAAUCAUCGCAAGUGUUCUGCAGCUUCAGCUUGAAACCCAGUGCAAAGGGCAGCCUAAAACUACACCCCACCCCUUGCCGCCUGAGUCCCUUGCACAUUACUGUACCUUUGGUGGAAUCUUUGUAAGGGCCUUCUGGGAAAGUCAGAGGUUUUAUGAGACUCAAGCCCUCUUAGUUAUUCUACUAAUGUGUAAAACCAGCACAAGAAUGGUGGCUAAGCAUGCUAAGCUCGAUGCCCUGUUGUCAUCCCCAGCACCCACCAUGAGUUGGAGAGAAACUUCUAAACUUUGGCACACAGUUUUGAACCCGUCUAAAUUGCACAAGGAGCCUCAAAUGUUCAUCCUCCAACUCAUGAUGGGUGAUAGAGAUGGAGACAGGACCUAGUUCAGCAUGCUUCUUCCUCACUUUCCCUGCUUGCAUAUUGAUUUUUAAGUGAGUGGAAAGCCUGGAAAGGGCUUCUCUUUGCCAUGCAGUGUUAUUGCUUCUCCAGAAAUUGUGCACCAAGUGAGAAUACUCAAGCCACCAGGUUCUCUGCACAUACUCUGCUGGAGAUGUGUUGCUUUGAGUGUCAGCUUUUUCAUAAUCAUCAUAACUAUUUCACAUAUUGCUUUCCAGAUCCCAUAGCGCUUCACAUGUAUUUCUAGUUGUUGUCUUAGUGACAACCUUGUAUGGUAAAAUCAGUAUUAUCCCCCAUGUUGCAGAUGGGGAGGACUGAGGCUGAGUGUGGCUUACAGAAGACCACCUCAUGAGAUCUUGGUAGAAGUUAGUUUCAAACUGGAAGCUUCCUGAUUCAUAGCUCUUAGUCACUUUGUACACCAGCUCAGCUUCCUUUCACUUAGAUGAAAUCCUAUGGCCAGAGCUACACCACCUUCCCUAAAGAAACUUAACAGGCCUUAAAAUCCUGCUUCAACCAGGAAGUGAACACACUUAUUUUCAAAUGAUUUCAACUUUUAGACUUGCUGCUGUGUUUGUUUUAACAUAUUGCUUUAAUAUUUUCUUCCCAUUUAAUGCAGCUUUUAUGCCUUUCGUAUACAUUGAUUUCUAGGGACAUGGGUGGCGCUGUGGGUUAAACCACAGAGCCUAGGACUUGCCAAUCAGAAGGUUGGCGGUUCGAAUCCCCACGAUGGGGUGAGCUCCCAUUGCUCGGUCCCUGCUCCUGCCAACCUAACAGUUCGAAAGCACGUCAAAGUGCAAGUAGAUAAAUAGAUACCGCUCCGGCGGAAAGGUAAAUGGCGUUUCCGUGCGCUGCUCUGGUUCGCCAGAAGCGGCUUAGUCAUGCUGUACGCCGGCUCCCAAGGCCAAUAAAGCGAGAUGAGCGCCGCAACCCCAGAGUCAGUCACGACUGGACCUAAUGGUCAGGGGUCCCCUUUACCCUUUACCUAUACAUUGAUUUGGAUACAAUCAGCAGAGAUGUGUCUGCCUUCAUGAUGAGGUUCCAAGAAGGUCAAAAGCAGUGCAAAUUGUCCACUACCUACUUUAAGGCAAAAUUAGAGUGGUGCUGGCUUCAUUUAAAAGAUGAAUGAAUUCUGGCUCCGUCCCUGUGUUCUUUUAAUACAAUCGCUGACUCUGUUAUUACUUCCAGAAUUGUAGUCUGCUUGUAACUGCUUAUACAAGCCUAGAACAAGAGCAAAUAAAAUUUUGCACAAAAUAGUUAGCAUUCAACACCCACCCACCCCAAUAAUAUGCUUAUAAGUUUUUCAGUGUAUUUUAACUAUGUAUUUGUUCUGUUCUGACUUUUGAAGGGUGCUGGGGGUGCUGCAGUUUCAGAAUCUAAUUAAUUUUUAUCUCCUGUCAUUGAAGCUUUUGAUACUUUGAUCUGGAGGUCAGGCACAGCAUGUAUAAGAGCAAGUUACUGUUUCAUUCUGAAAGCUGAAUAAGAGAAUCAUAAAGUUGGAAGCAAUCCCAAGGGUCUAGUCCAACCCCCCACAAUGCAGGAAUCCCAACCAAAGCAUCCAUGACUGAUGGCCACUGCUUAAAAACCUCCAAUGGAGAGUCUACAUACAACCUCCUGAGGGAGUCCAUUCCACUGUUGAACAGCUCUUACUGUCAGAAUGUUCUUCCUGAGGUUUAGUUGGAAUCUCCUUUCUUGUAACUUGAAGCCAUUGCUUUGAGUCCUACCCUCAAGAGCAGCAGAAAACAACCUUGUUCACUCUUCCAUGUGACAACCCUUAGUAUAUUUGAAGAUGUAUAUCACAUUCUCAGCCUCCUCCUUUCCAGGCUAAACAUACCCAGCUGCUUCAACUGUUCUUCAUAAGGCUUGGUUUCCAGACCCUUGAUCAUCUUGGUUACCCUCCUCUGCACAUUCAAUAUCCUUUUUAAAUGGUGGUGCACAGAACUGGACAUAGCAUUCCAGAUGUGGUCUGACCAAGGCAGAAUAGAGUGGCCCUUGAUCUGGGCACUAUAUUUCUGUUAAUGCAGCUGAGAAUAGUAUUAGGGUUUUGUUUGUUUUUUGCUGCUGCACCGCACUGUUGACUCAUGUUAAGCUUGUGAUCCACCAAGACUCCUAGAUCCUUUUCACAUGUACGACUGGCAAGCCAGGUGUCUCCAUCUUAUAUUUGUGCAUCUGGUUCUUACUGCCUAAGUGCAGCACCUUGCAUCUGUCCCUAUUGAAAUUCAUUUUGUUAGUUUGGGCUCAGUUCUCAGUUUAUAAGUAUAAAAAAUGGCAUUUUAAGAGCUCUUGUAGUAACCUCUUUGUUCCUAGGAAUCAAAGACUUGAAUGUGUGAACUGUUUCAGGAUCCAGUUUAGAAGUCUUUACAUAGCAGUGGUAUAAGGGGAAAAUGUGUCUCCUGCCCUGUAUUUUGUAUGGUUGGGCUUAGUUCAGUCUUGCAUGGUGUGCCUUUUUAAAAAACAUUAAAAAGUGAUCUGAACAUGACAACAGUGUUACAGAGUCCCUCCCCUCAUUCCAGACCAACAACCUCCCACUUGGUUGAAAAUAUUGGCUCAAGAGCGUGUGUUGCAAAAUGUGUUGGACAAUGAUUUUUGUGACAGUCCCAUCGUUAUCAGAAUGGCCACCUGCCCCAACCCCAGACACUCCUAACAUAGCUAUUUAAAACCCACAGGGCAGCAUUCUUGAGGGCCUAUCAGCCAAUUCAGGAAGGGAGACUAUUGGGCAGUGGGAUGAUUGGAACACCAAUGGAAUUUGUGAUCUGUCUCUCUGGUCCAACACAAGGUACAAACUCAAACCCAGUACCCGAGUGAACUGAUCUCCUGGUGAGGCAAAAUAGCAUCUUUGCUUCCCUUACCCUCCCCACCUAUUUUUGAUCCUGAACUAGAUAACAUAGACAGAGAAAGUUGGGUCAGAUCCUGAGGGUCUUCUAGUCCAAGCCCCUGCAAUGCAGGAAUAUGCAGCUGUCCCAUAUGGGGAUCGAACCUGCAACCUUGGUGUUAUCAGCACCACACUCUAACACUCUAACUAAGCUAUCCAGACCCACAAAGAUCAGUUCCACCCAGCUCAUUUCCUCAGGUCUUGGUGACACAGGCCAGCUCAGCCUGCUCAUCCUAGCUUAAAUCAUGGAUGAUAGUUUUCAUGGAUGACCUGGAAUAACCGGUCAACAGCAGCUCUACUUUGCUACAGGGCAGGUUAACAAGGCAGCCCCAAACCUGUUGGUUGGUAGAAGGGAUAGUUCUUCAUCUUAAGUAGAAGCCCUAUUCUGGACCAGCUGCAGUUUCUGCAUCAUUUUUCAAGGCAACUUCAUGUACAACACAUUGCAAUAAAACUAAAAGGGAGGUUACUAGACUAUGGUGAACUGUGACCAAGCUAUUUCCAUUUAGGUAUGGUCAGCAGAAGCUGAUAAAAAAGCAACAACUUUGAGCCACCGAGGCAUUGAGACUCUAAUGACAGUGCUGGUUCAAUGAACACCCUAAACUGUGACAUGUUUUAAUUUUAAUGCAUUUCUUGCUAAGUGUUCCCUUUCCCCUUGGAUUUUCUAAAGCAAUGACAACAAUAUUGUAAUAGCUUUCUAGAAAGAGGAAGUAUAUUGUAUUUUAACCUAUGAGUCUCCUGCUGUGUUUAACAUUCCCAUCAAGUAGUAAACUCUAUUUUGAUCAGUCUACAACUGGGCGCUCCACUCAUGGAUCUUUCUAAUCCUUGUGGCCAGGAAGAGAGGGAGAAAAAGAAACACUUUUCAUUUUAAUUUCAGGUAUGAGCUAAUGCAGAGAGGUAUACUUGAACCUAAAGACAUUGGAUUUGUUCCAGAUGCAUACACCUGCAAUCAACAUUUGGAAAGGGAAAACAAAUAUCUCAAGAAGGAAAUGGAGAGCUAUAAAAUAGCAGCCAAGUAGGUUUUUGUUAUUGUUAAUGGGUCUUCUGUUGUUCACCUGGGGAAAGAUCCUGCUGAAUUAACCACAAUUUCUGUUAAUUUCAAAAGGAAAGUUAAGCAUGUGUUCAACAAGAUUUGAAUGUAUUUAUUUACCGAACUUACAGCUUAAAUUGCAAAGAGCAUUGAAGUAAAAGUGAUUUAAGAGUGCUUAUGUCUGACUAGACUGUGCCCAACAUGAACAUGUUAUAAUAAGCUGCCAAGUAAGCAGAUUUAUGGAAUUCUAAGAACCUUGUUGGGGCUAGCUGACAGGAGAGAGCUGGGAAAGCCACCACAGUGUACCAAGCCAUUACACAAAACUGCAGACCCAUCACAAUUCAUGGGUCUAAACUUGAAGGGAUCAAAUGGGUUCAUGGGGAGAAAGGCUAGUAUUCAGGUUGGGCAACCCAGUCAGAUGGGCAGGGUGUGUGUGUGUGUGUGUGUGUGUGUGUGUGUGUUUGUGUAUUUGUGGCUGGUAAUCAGAAACACAAUCAAUCCAUAAAACAAAGCUUUUGUUCAGCCUUCUGAAGGCAUCCAGGCUUUCCAGUUGAAAUGGUUCUUUGCUAAUUGUAUAAUUAAGUAAAAUAAAACACAUGAACGGAAGAUGGCUUGGUACCAUGCCUUUUAAAAAUGUUAUUUGCUACACUUCCUUGCUCUAUACAAAGACAUAUAGUAUAUCAACUUAAAAAAAUAUCCGGAACAGGAACCAUGUAAAGAUAAGCAGUAGUUUAAUUGCACUGGGAUUGUUAUAUAUAAAUAGGUCUAAAUAAUAACAUUGUGGUGCUGAAGUGAAUAUAGGUGUAAACCACUGCGUUUAGAAAAGAUGGCAAUGCAGACUGACCAGAGAUACAUGCCAUGUUACUUAAGCAGUUUAUGUUUAUAUGUAACUAAAUCCUGUCAAUUUUCUGAGCCUAAAAGGUAUUGCGGGGUACAAAUAGAAAGCAUAACUAUUUACAAAAGAAAUUAUUGCAUGCUGCAGCCAUUUUAAUGAAUGCAUGUAUGUUUGCUAAAUUUUACAUUUCACAAUUUUUGAAAGGCCAUAUUGGAUCUAUGAGUUGGCUAUACAGGAACAGGAACCUUUAUAGCAUUAUUGAUUUGCUUUUGAGAAUGCAUGCCAUACAGAAAAAAAAUCACAAAACACUAAAUAAUUUACAUGUUUUAUGUGAGAGAGGGAGAUCUACCGUGUUGUUGAGAGGCAGCAGUAAGCAUUUGUCCUUAAAAUGUUUGCUGCAUCUGUCUUGUAUGCUCCUUCCUGACAGAAAAUGAAAUGCAUAGACAUUUAAAGGGGGAAAGUCCUGGGCAGUAGUAGUUUUGUGAGCUUGAUAUUCAAGGUGCUAAUAUUUCUUUGGAAACACGCUUCCUUGUAGACAUUACUAUGAGAUAUGUUGACCAGUUGUCCCUGUUUGUGGUACCCAGGACCAGAAACACACUCAGCAAGGUUAACAAGUAUACUGUCAAUCAAAAUAUGAUCUAGCAGCUUCAAGUCUAGAGUACUUGAAGUACGUAGCUUCAGUAGGAGGGACAGUAACAGGAAAUGGCUGCACUACAGUAUAUCAGAUAAGAGUGUUCAAUGUCAGCAUGUAUUCCAGAAACUGAAUCCAGUGCAAAGGGAAAUAGGAAAGAGAAGGGGCACAAAUAAGGACGCUGAUUUCACCAUGAUUUCUUUAUAUACAAUUUGUUUGAUUAGUUUUUUUAACAUAUCAUUUUCAACAGUAAUUAAACAUACUUUUACAUAUUAUUCAAAUUUUUGACUUCCAUCAAUCCUGUCUGAAAAUUUUCCAAUCUAAUCUCUCAGUAUGCAUUUCUUAUCUUCCCUGUUACAUUUCAAACUCAUAACUUUGUAACACUUCGUAUAUUUCUCCUUACAAAACUUCUUGUAGUCCUACUAGCGUAAUUUGUUGAUUGCAGUUGCUCUUCAAAUAAUUCAUAUACUUCUUCCAAUUUCUUCUGUAAAUCUCUGGUCCCGCAGGUUUUGAAUCCUUCCUGUCAUUUUGUCCAAUUCUGCAUAGUCCAUUAAUUUCGUCUGAGAUUUCACCAUGAUUUCAGUGCAUGCUUAAGCAGGUUUACUCAGCAGUAUUCCCUGCUGAUUUGAAUGCAUGCUGUUAAAGGUAGUAAGUUAGCAGGGUUGUGUAUGGGGAGGGUGUAAUAAAAGAACCAUCUAAAUGAGAUGAAGUGCAAAAUGUCAGAAAGAGAAUGUCCAAAAGUAGUGUACACUUAUAGACGCAUAGAAUUGUAGAGAGGGAAGGGACCCCAAGGGUUGUCUAGUACAACCCCCUGCAGUUGCAGGAAUCUCGAAUGCUAUCCUUCAUCCAGUUUGAUACCAUACUAUAUCCUGUUUAGCACUGCAAAUGUGCUAGCAGUUUUAUUCUUUUUCAUGACAGCUUCAAAUCUGAGAAAGUUCCAAAUUGAUCAUGCAAAUUUUAAAAAAUACUCAAACCUAAUAAAUAUAAUUCUAAAUACUUAGUUAUUGCUCAGAUUAAUUGAGAUACAAUUUAGUUACUAACUGCCAAUAAAAAACUACCACUAAAAGCAGAUCUAGGUGUUAGUGGCAUAACUAAUAAAAGCAGAUCUAGGUGGUAACUGCCAUUUUGGACCUACCAUUUCUUCUUGCCUGAGGUUGAACAGUUCUUGACUUGAGAGACUUUUGGGGCUGUAAGGCAAAAAAAUAAAGUGGGAUUUAGAUUUUCUUGACCAUUCUGGUGCUUGUCCCAGCAUUAUGGCACCCUCCUAUCCUCUCUGUCAGAAUCUCAUCACCAGUCAAUGUCCCCCUGCUUUUUUUGUCUUAUCCUUAUUUCUUCAUCCAGAAAGCAGUCAUUUUCUUCUUUUUCUUUCAUGCAGCAAAGCUAAAGAAGCACUGCUAAAACUGCAGAAAGAGCGUGACUUCCAUCGAAUGCAUCAUAAACGAGUGGUGCAGGAAAAAAACAGGCUCAUUAAUGACAUUAAAAGGUAAACGAUUACAAACAGGGUUCUAAACCCACUUGGUUUUCAACAGAAGAGCCAGCAUUACCUAAGAAUGAUAUUUAUGACAUUCCCCUAUUUACAUGUGUUCAAUUCAUGCACAACCACUUAUAUGCACAGCCCUGGAAACCGGGAGGUGGGGGAAGAAACCUGAAAAGCCUCAGCAAAGCCCUGCUGUGCCUCCAGCUCAUGCAUAAAUGGGGAUACGCCUGUACAGUGGUACCUCGGGUUAAGUACUUAAUUCGUUCCAGAGGUCCGUUCUUAAACCUGAAACUGUUCUUAACCUGAAGCACCACUUUAGCUAAUGGGGCCUCCUGCUGCCACCACGCCGUCAUCGUGCAAUUUCUGUUCUCAUCCUGAAGCAAAGUUCUUAACCCGAGGUACUAUUUCUGGGUUAGCAGAGUCUGUAACCUGAAGCAUAUGUAACCUGAAGCGUAUGUAGCCCGAGGUACCACUGUAUAACAAAGAACUAAGAGGCUGAAUUGAUACAGGUAGCCUCAGUGGCAAGAAGUAUCUUUUACCAACUGCAUUUGCCAUUCUUGGACUGGGAGAGCCUGGCCACAUUACCUCGUACAUUGGUUACUUCAAGAUGUGAUUACUGCAGUGUGCUCUAUGUGGGGCUUCCCUCGUGUUUGAUCCGGAAGCUGCAGUUAGUGCAGAAUGCUGCAGCAUAAUUGCGGACAGGAGUGAGACCUGUGCUCAGAUGUCUGCACUGGUUGUCGAUCUGCUACCAGGCUCAGUUCAUGGUGUUAUUAUUAGUAUAUAAAGCCCUUAACAACUUGGGACUAGUUUACCUAUGAGAUUGCCUUGCCCCAUAUGUGCCUCUUAACCACUUUGAUCAGCAGAAUUGACACUUUUAAAAGUGCCACAUGAUACCAGUUCCACACCUGUAAAAACCUGAUCGUUUAGUGUGGCAGCACCGACACUUUGGAAUUCCCUACCUAUUGAUAUCAGGCAGGUGCCUUCACUGUCCUCUUUUCAGCACCUGCUGAAGACAUUCAUAUUUAGACUGAAAAAAAUCUCUUAGGAACUGAGUGGAACAACAGGGGCUAUGUUCAUCUGAACAAACAGCCUAAGGGGCAGGCCUCCCAUUAAAAAAAAGGUCAUCAUUGAUAAGCUCUAGAAGGUUUCAAACACUUUGCAGGCAAAUUUGUUGAUUGCACAGAUUACAUGCAGAGGAUUAGUUAGAUCUAAGCAACCUUCCUAUAUUAGAAAUUGCCUCUCUAUGUAGAAGUCAGAAAAAGAAUAUUGUUACUUUCUGAACUUGUUAAAUGAUGUGUGCUAAACAGUUUCUUGUGAAUUACAUAGCAAAUAGACUCACCAUCCAUAAUGAAAAUUUGACUUUCUACUUAAUUUGGUGGAACAUUCUAAAUUUAGGUUCUGUUGUAAUUAAUACUAGAGAAAUACAUUUUAGUUGAUCUUUCUUAAUUGUAAUUUGCUUGGUUGUCAGUUCAUAUGUUCAUUUUGUUUGCACCAGGGAUAGAUAUAACAUUCAUCUGCAAGAAAGAAACAAAGUUCAAUAUGGACCAGCAUAUUUAAUUCAUUUAAUGUACUUUGAUAAUUUGGAAAAUGAAAACUCCCACCUCCAUCAACAUUUGGAAUAGUUUGUUUGUUUUUCAUAAGAUUUUAUUAAAGCUUUUUCAUAAUACAGUAAGAUAAAAGAAACUAAUCUAAAUAAAAACAAAAACAGAAAGGAAAGAGAGAAGAAAAUGCAUAGUCCUCUCUCAAAGGUACCUCUUAGCCCUUGUCACCCACAGAAAGUGGUGGACCCUCCCAGCUCUCACCUGGGAGAUUUCCUUUUUCCUCCCAAUCUCUCACCCUGGGAGAUCUUCACUUCUUUGCCUCUCACUCAGGGUCCUUCCACCAACCGUCCUUGAAUCCCAAUAAUGGCCAGAGCAGAGGAUAACAAAGAAGAAAAAACAAAAGAAUAGAGAAGUAAAGAAAUAAAAUAAAAAUGACUUCUGAUUUUCUGUCUGUCAGUUACAUAAAAUAAAUUAUUCAAAACAUUCACUCUAGGAUGACAUCCAACUAUUCUACUUUGUGUUAAGCAGUGUUUUUCCAAUCUUCAGACCUGAACAUUUGGGUUAGUUUGAAAGAACUUGGAUUGUAUGAUUCUUACAGGUAACCAAGAAACGUCUUUCUUCUGAGAAUUAAAUGCUAGAGAAUAUUUAUUGCCUUGUGACCAUUGUAUAAUUUCUUUUCUUUAUUUUUUUGUAGACUGAAGACACAUUAUGCAUCAUAUGAGCCACUGUUAAAGCAGUUGAAUGAAAAAUAUGAGAUUCUACUGCGAGAGAAGAUGCUCACAAGCUUAGAAAGAGACAGAGUGGUUGGGCAGGUAAAAACCUGUAGUGUGUUUAACCUAGAGAUUCAGAAAGCACUGAUCUCUUUACUGUCUAAUGUAGACUAAUGUAGAGUCAUGGUUAGAGUGUGGGACUAGGAUGUGGGAGACAAGGAGUCAGAUCUCCACUCAACCAUGAAACUCACUGGGUGACCUUGGGCCAGUCACGUUCUCUCAGCUUAACCCCCCUGACAGGGUUGUGUUGAGGAUGAAAUAAGGAAGGGAAAUAAAGAAGGAUCAUAAUCCUAAUCAUACUUACUGGUUUAAGUUUCCAUUUCUAUCCUCAAAAAACAAGGUGGACCACAUAUAGGUAAAAAAGGUAAAGGACCCCUGGAUGGUUAAGUCCAGUCAAAGGCAACUAUGGGGUGCGGUGCUCAUCUCGCUUCAGGCUGAGGGAGCCGGCAUUUGUCUACAGACAGCUUUCUGGGUCAUGUGGCCAGCAUGACUAAACCACUUCUGGCACAAUGGAACACCAUGAUGGAAGCCAGGGUGCACAGAAAUGCUGUUUACCUUCCUGUCACAGCAGUACCUAUUGAUCUACUUGCAUUGGUAUGCUUUCGAACUGCUAGCUUGGCAGAAACUGUCAGAACAAUGGGAGCUCACCCCAUUGCACAGAUUCAAGCCACCAGCCUUCCAAUCGGCAAGCUCAAGAGGCUCAGUGGUUUAGACCACAGCACCACCUGUGUCCCUACCACAAAGAAAACCCAAGAAUAUGUAAUGCACAAAGAACGUGGGGCAUUGGCGAUUUUGAGUUUUUCUUGGAUGUCAAGUGCACAGAGCUCUUCUUAGUUUAAAAUCAAUGGGUCAUAUCACUGAAUAUAAAAUGGAGAGAUUACCUGAGGUGUGGGAGGGAUAAUUCUGUAUUCUGAAGAAAGCUGUGCCUUGCUGCUUGCAAGUGCCAUCUGCUGGAUCUGGUGAUUGGCAAGCAGCCACUUCUUAAAGUGAAAGGAGCCUCCCUGUCCAUCAAAAUUCUCUUCAGAGGUGUAAUUGGUAGCUUGUCAUUUCUUUGCCAAGUUAAUAAACCAAUCUCUUCACACACACACACAAACACGCACACACACGCACACACUACGCCAGACCCCAGCAGCAUACAAAUUCACAAGGAUUUUUUCUCUUAUAUAUCUAUACCUAUGAAUAAAAUGAAUUAAAAUAUGUCCUGCUGGCAGCUACUGUUGAAUCAACAGUUGCUGGCCAGAAUUGCAUGUCUCCGAGUUCUUUCUGCCUUCUAGCAGAACUGGAUCCAUGUGCUGGACUGUGUUAGGCUGUAUGCCAAUGAAAGAGCUCUAAGAGUGCUGCUGUGCUUGGCCUGCUUCCUUUCCAAAGCCUCUCAGCAAGCUGAUAUCUGGCUUUUCAGUUAAGACCCUGAAACAUGUUUAAAUGAGGUUAUUUUUUAUUUUCAGUUUUGGAAAAUGCAAGGUUAUGUGUAGGGCAAGUGGUGUCUCUGUCACUUCAACCUACUUAUAUAGUGGGUAAAAGGAUAAUAUAACCCACUGCAUAAUGGUUUCACUCUUUCACACUGGUGAAUCCUGAUAUUAUUGUCAGCCAUGCAGAAUCUCCCAAGUGUCACUGCUAUGCCGCCUCCAUUCAUUUCAGUGAGGUUUAUGCCUCAAACAAGCCUUGAGAAAAUGAAUAAUGUGUUCUGCUGCUAAAUUCAUAACACUGUUCUGCAUCUAAUGUCAAGGUUCUCCCAAUUUUGACACAAUUAAAUAGAUGGAUAACAUUAUUUCAAGAAAAGGAGCAGAAUUCAUCAUUCCCUUUAUUAGCCUCACUAAAACGAUUGAGGCACUUGGUAGAUUUUGCAAGAGUUAAAGCCUCAGGUGUCUUCAGUAUAAAUAUGCAAAACAACUGUCGUUAUAUAUUUCAUAGAAGUGUACGUGACUACACUUCUAGGCACAGUGUGAGGAAUGUAUGUUUGAUGCAUAUUAUCCCAGUGUGGGACAGAUCUGAUACAUUCAUUUCCCUCCUUGUCAGGCACAUCUCCUGUUCAGUUGUGGAUAGAGCAUGGCAAAAGCAGAGGGCCAAGAAGGCAAAGCCAACCUAUAUGCAAUAAGGGCAGAUCUCCUCAGUGCUCAGACUGUUUAGCAAGACAGCCCUGGAAGCAUUCACAGGAUCACUCUGCCUUAUUGAUACAAAUAAAGCAUAUUUGAUUCCCCCCCCCCCAAGAAUCCUAAGAACUGUAAUUAGCCCCACACAGAGCUACAAUUUCCAGCAUCCAAAACAGACUACAGUUCCUAGGAUUCCUGGUCGGAGUAUGCGCUUUAAAUGUUUGGGUUGUUUUUGGGUAGCCUGGCCACAAUUUUGCAUCAACCAAAAUGCUCCAGACUUCACAGAAUCAUAAAAUCAUGGAGUUGGAAGAGACCCCCAGGAGUUGUCUGGUCCAACCCUUUGAAAUGCAGGAAUCUCAACUAAAGAAUCCAAGACAGAUGGCCACCCAACCUCUGCUUAAAAACCUCCAAGGAAGGAGAGUCCGCAAGCUCCCAAGGGAGUGCGUUCCACUAUCGAUCAGCUCUUACUGUCAGAAGGUUCUUCCUGAUGUCUAGUUGGAAUCUCCUUUCUUGUAACUUGAAGCCAUUUAUUCAAGUCCUACCCUCCAGAGCAGGAGAAAACAAGUUUGCUGCAUCUUCCAUGUGACAACCCUUUAGAUAUUUGAACUUAAUUAUGUUCCAGGGCACCAUGAAGGGUAGAUGGUGGAGAGUAUUUUGAAAACACUGCAAAGUGACAUUUUUGUGAGAAAAAGAGAAGUCUUAGUAUUUUUGAAGAAUAAAUGGCUUUUGAUAAAUUUUGGCUCAGCUGUAGUUGAUACAGCUGGCUUUCUUGCAUUUCCCAUCUUUGGCCAGAGUGUGGUGGUAAUUUGCAGGCUAAAUUCCUGCUGGAUAAUUUAGGCCACCUGUAAGCUUGAGUGCUGAUUCCCCUUUGCCCGAGAGUUACUGACGAACUAUGUGAAGUGAUCUUGAGAAGGUGGAAAGAUUGUUUACUUCACUUUAAUUACCCUGACUGAGUGCAUGGAAAGCAUUGUUUAAAAUUAUGUUGAAGGAUAACUAAUAUAUUGAUUUCUAUAGGCACUCAGAUUCUUACCACAUUGAGAUAUUUUAGGCUGAUUAUUUUGCAUGCAUUCACACAUAUGUCUGAUUUUCUUAAUGGGAGAAAUGAAAGUUCUCAAUGUCUUUUUCCCUUCAUUGUUCAGAUUACAGGUUUACAAGCCACUUUACGAAGCUUAGAGUCUGGAAGCUACAUUCAAAUUCCUGUCACUAAAGGUAAACGGUUUCCUAUAUAUUGAAAUCCCAAACUUGAACAGAAAAAAAUGCUUUUCAAAGAUUGUGCAAAUGGUUAGGCAUUCAAAAUUCUCCUGCAUGUUAAACCCUAAAAUGAUUUAAUGAAUGUUAAGCUUUGAGACACAGCGAUUCACAUGGAGGAGGCAAAUGGGUGUGAGCUCUGAAGGGCUAUGGUGGGAAAACAUUGUUAAAUCUGCAAAAUGAAUGAAAUGCUUUCCCAGCUACUGUGGGAGUUGAGAUGUCACUGAAUGGAUUUUUAAUACUGCGUCAGUUCUCUUUCCUGAUUGCCUGGGAGCAGAGGUUGCCCUGGGGAUGAGAUAGUCCAUCAUUUCAUUAAAUACUGCAGACUCUGUCUAGUCCACCAUAGAAACAGUCCUCCAUGCUUAGAGAGAUUCCUGCAGGAAUCAACAGAGUUUUGUAUCCGCUUUCCUUCCUGCAGGGUGUGUGCAUGGUCAGUACACUGCCUGUUACAGGCCAGACAUUGAUAUGGGAACCAUUUACAGGCAUCUCAUUCCCUUAAUGGCUUGGUGUGUUGAGUGGAUGUGCUGAGGAAUGGGAAGGGGGAGUGUUGGCUCCAUGAGGAUUCCUCUGUAUACAGGCUGAAUUGACUCUGAGCUUUUCUGUUUUAAAAAACAUUUUGUUACCAAGUUUUGAAGUACAAGAUGCUAAUGUUAAGCAAAAUUUGAAUAUGUACAAACUGAAAUAUGGAGGCUUUUUGAGGGAUUUGCAUUUUUAUAUUAGGAAGCGGCAUUUAUAUGUUAUUUGUAUUAGCAAAUUCACUAAAAGGUUAAGGGUGUUCAUGUUUGGAUGGAGACUUGAAAAUCAAAACAGGAAACUCAAAUGCUGUUUGCAAUAUCACUUUACUACUAUUGUUUAACUGGAAAAUAGGUUGGCAAUAAGUCAUAGCAUAUGUCAAGUUUUAUAGAUCUUGAUCAUGGACAUUUCUUUUCCUUUGAGUAGCUUUAUGAAAUAUAUUUGCAGGUUUGGCAAUGGAACAUUGAUAUUUUUAUUUUAUGAGCCCUUCAGCCUAUCUGCUGCAUUACUAUCAUUUUACUCACCUUCCAGAAGUCUAAUAGAAAUGACUUACUAUAAAAAUAAAUAGCAACUGCAGUGAAAUGUGAUUAGGCUGCAGCCUUAAGCAUAUUCACAAGGAAGUCUCAUUGAAGUUAGUGUGACUUCCUUCCAGGGUAAACUGUUUAGCAUCCGCCCAUAAUGUUUUAUGAUAGUUGCAUGGCUAAACCCUUUUGCGUAUAAUUUUUUGUAGUGGUUGUGUGUGUGUGUAACAAAACAUUGAUUUAGAUUCUGGUUGAUUCAAUCAGUAGGUACGCAGUUUAUUUUAGAGGCAGAGGUCUCACUGGGGUGUACCAUUUCAGAUUGUAGGUUGGAGUUUACAUGCUUGAACUCCAUAAACACCACAUCCCCUCGACACAGAAAAUCUGUCGCUCCAAUAAGGAGAAGUAUGGUAGCCAAGUGUUCUCCUUGAUGUGUUAGAAUGCUGUUUAGUGUGCCCCUCCCCAUAAACGCUGCUGGAUUUCAUAUUUUGAUAGCAGGUCCAUUGUAGGUAGAAGGUGUGGUCCCAGGAAUACCUCAGUGAAGAUGUUCACUCAGAGUGCAGCAGCUGUAAAAGAGGUGUGUUAAGGAUCAUUAGGAAAGGGACUGAAAGCAAAACUACCAAUACUAUUAUGUUGUUAUAAAAAUCUAAAUUACAGUUGUAUUUGGAAUAUUGUAUACAAUUCUGGUUGCUGCACCUUAAAAAGCACGUUGAAGUUAAGCUGGAAAAGAUCAGAAAAUAGCAACCAAAAGGUUCAAGGGGCUGAAAAACUCCUAUGAGGAAAGGUUGCAUCAUGGAGGUCCUUUAGAAAAAGUGGCUAGAGAGUUUUCCUCCUCCUCCUCACAUAAUACUAUAACCCAGGGCCACACAGUGAAACCAAAUGUUGGAAGAUCACAGGAGCCAGAUAUAUGGAGAAACGUGACUCAAAGAAGUAGGAGGCCCAGGGUUUGCUCUGAUUGUUUAGAAAUACACAAUCGCUUUGAGGUCCUCUCCCCUAGCAUGGAAGACGAAGAGCAGACUCCAUUUGAGGAUCUCUCCUCAUUACAGUCGAUCAGGUAUAUGAAGACGAGCAGCAAAGUCAGUCCUCAGGGAAUGUGCAGGCGACCUUGGAGCGGACAGCUCACGGAAGAACCCCGACCAAACCUAAGAGGAGGCAUGUAGUGGUGAUAGGGGAUUCCCUACUGAGGGGAACAGAAGCAGUGAUCUGUGGGCCUGACAAGAUGUCUCGGGAAGUGUGCUGUCUCCCAGGGGCUAAGAUCCAAGAUGUAACUGAACGACUGCAAGGAAUCAUAAAACCCACUGACAAAUACCCCUUCCUCUUGGUUCAUGUGGGAACCAAUGACACUGCAAGCAAUAGCCUCCAGAAGAUCAAAAGAGACUACGAGGCUCUGGGCAGGAAAUUGAAGCAAUUAAAUGCACAAAUUGUGAUCUCAUCUGUCCUCCCAGUUGAACGACGAGGCCCAGGGAGAGAGGGGAAAAUAGUGGAAGUGAACAGCUGGCUUCGCAAAUGGUGUAAACAGGAACAGUUUGGAUUCUUAGAUCACGGACUGCAGUUUCUUGAAGAUGGACUUCUGGCAAGCGAUGGGCUGCACCUCACAACGGUUGGGAGAAAUGUUUUUGCCCGAAAUCUCAGAGACCUCAUCAGGAGGGCUGUAUACUGACUAAUGUGGGGAGGGAGACAGUGCUCCUGAAGGUAGGAGUCUAUCAAUUGAUGAAGAUGAUCAUCCAAAUGUCCUUGACCAAAUGGAGCACACAGCACACAGACCGAGUGGUGGGAGGAAAAAUCCUUAAAUAAGAGUCACGGGGGAAUGAUUAAUGGACUUCAAUGUCUGUACACUAAUGCGCAAAGCAUGGGAAAUAAACAAGAUGAGCUUGAGCUCUUGGUACAGCAAACUAAAUAUGACAUAAUAGGCAUCACUGAAACCUGAUGGGAUAAGUCCCACGAUUGGAAUGUAAUAAUGGGGGGAUACAAUCUAUUUCAGAGAAACAGACCAGACAAGAAAGGAGGAGGAGUGGCGUUAUAUGUCAGGGAUGUGUAUACCUGUGAAGAGAUCCAAGAUUUAGAACCUCAAAGCCAAAGUGAGAGCAUUUGGGUCAAAAUUAAGGAGAGAAGAAUAACAGUGACCUCACUGUGGGAGUUUACUAUAGAUCCCCAAGCCAAACGGAGGACAUAGAUGAUGCCUUCCUGGAACAGAUGGCCAAGCAUGCAAAAGGAAGGAGAUAGUAGUAAUGGGGGACUUCAAUUACCCGGAUAUUUGUUGGAUGUCAAACUCAGCCAAGAGCAUAAGGUCAAACAGAUUCCUCACUGGCCUUGCAGACAACUUCAUUGUCCAGAAAGUGGGAGAAGCAACAAGAGGAACAGCCAUUUUAGAUCUGGUCCUAACCAAUGUUGAUGACCUGGUUAGUGGGGUAGAAGUGGAAGGAUCAUUAGGCGCGAGUGAUCAUGCUCUUCUGAAGUUUACUAUACAGCGGAAAGGAGCAGCCAAGCAUACUAGGACUCAAUUUCCUGACUUUAAGAAAGCUGACUUCAUAAAACUUAGGGAAGUGCUGGGUGAGAUCCCAUGGACAGUAAUACUAAAAGGAAAGGGAGUUCAUGAUGGCUGGGAGUUUGUUAAGAGGGAGAUACUAAAAGCACAACGUCAGGCAAUACCAAUGAGACAGAAACAUGGAAGGUGCCUAAAGAAGCCAGGGUGGCUAUCUAAAGAACUUUUAACUGAGUUAAGAUUAAAAAAGGAUGUGUACAAAAAAUGGAAAAGGGGAAACCACCAAAGAGGAAUUCAAACAAAUAGCCAGCACGUGUAGACACAAAGUCAGAAAAGCUAAAGCACAGAAUGAACUCAGGCUUGCUAGAGAGGUUAAAAGCAACAAAAAAGGCUUUUAUGGGUAUGUUCGUAGCAAAAGGAAGAACAAAGAAACAGUGGGGUCACUCAGAGGAGAAGAUGGUGAAAUGCAAACAGGGGACACAGAAAGAGCUGAACUCCUCAAUGCCUUCUUUGCCUCAGUCUUCUCCGAUAAAGAAAACAAUGCCCGACCUGAAGAAUUUGAAGCAAAUGAUUCAGCAAAGGAAACACAGCCCAGAAUAACUAAGGAGAUAGUACAAGAAUACUUGGCUAGUUUAGAUGUAUUCAAGUCUCCAGGGCCAGAUGAACUGCAUCCAAGAGUAUUAAAAGAACUGGCAGAUGUGAUCUCAGAACCACUGGCAGUCAUCUUUGAGAAUUCCUGGAGAACAGGCGAAGUCCCGGCAGACUGGAGGAGGGCAAAAGUUGUCCCUAUUUUCAAAAAGGGGAAAAGAGAGGACCCAAAUAAUUACCGCCCAGUCAGUCUGACAUCAAUACCAGGGAAGAUUCUGGAUCAGAUCAUUAAGCAAACAGUCUGUGAGCACCUAGAAAGGAAUGCUGUGAUCACCAAUAGUCAGCAUGGAUUUCUGAAAAAUAAGUCAUGUCAGACUAACCUGAUCUCGUUUUUUGACAGAAUUACAAGCCUGGUAGAUGAAGGGAACGCAGUGGAUGUAGCCUACCUUGAUUUCAGCAAGGCAUUUGACAAGGUGCCUCAUGAUAUUCUUGUAAAGAAGCUGGUAAAAUGUGGUCUUGACUAUGCUACCACUCAGUGGAUUUGUAACUGGCUGACUGACCGAACCCAAAGGGUGCUCAUCAAUGGUUCCUCUUCAUCCUGGAGAAGAGUGACUAGUGGGGUGCCACAGGGUUCUGUCUUGGGCCCAGUCUUAUUCAACAUCUUUAUCAACGACUUGGAUGAUGGACUCAAGGGCAUCCUGAUCAAAUUUGCAGAUGACACCAAAUUGGGAAGGGUGGCUAACACCCCAGAGGACAGGAUCACACUUCAAAACGACCUUGACAGAUUAGAGAACUGGGCCAAAACAAACAAGAUGAAUUUUAACAGGGAGAAAUGUAAAGUAUUGCACUUGGGCAAAAAAAAUGAGAGGCACAAAUACAAGAUGGGUGACACCUGGCUUGAGAGCAGUACAUGUGAAAAGGAUCUAGGAGUCUUGGUUGACCACAAACUUGACAUGAGCCAACAGUGGGACGCGGCAGCUAAAAAAGCCAAUGCAAUUCUGGGCUGCAUCAAUAGGAGUAUAGCAUCUAGAUCAAGGGAAGUAAUAGUGCCACUGUAUUCUGCUCUGAUCAGACCUCACCUGGAGUACUGUGUCCAGUUCUGGGCACCACAGUUCAAGAAUGACAUUGACAAACUGGAACAUGUCCAGAGGAGGGCAAGCAAAAUGGUCAAAGGCCUGGAAACGAUGCCUUAUGAGGAACGGCUAAGGGAGCUGGGCAUGUUUAGCCUGGAGAAGAGGAGGUUAAGGGGUGAUAUGAUAGCCAUGUUCAAAUACAUAAAAGGAUGUCACAUAGAGGAGGGAGAAAGGUUGUUUUCUGCUGCUCCAGAGAAGCGGACACGGAGCAAUGGAUCCAAACUACAAGAAAGAAGAUUCCACCUAAACAUUAGGAAGAACUUCCUGACAGUAAGAGCUGUUUGACAGUGGAAUUUGCUGCCAAGGAGUGUGGUGGAGUCUCCUUCUUUGGAGGUCUUUAAGCAGAGGCUUGACAACCAUAUGUCAGGAGUGCUCUGAUGGUGUUUCCUGCUUGGCAGGGGGUUGGACUCGAUGGCCCUUGUGGUCUCUUCCAACUCUAUGAUUCUAUGAUUCUAUGAUUCUAUGAUUCUAUAAGAUCAGGACAGAUAAAAAGGAAGCACUAUUCAUACUGUGAAUAAACACAGGAAUUUGGCCACAAGUUCUGAUGGCUCUGCAUAACUCUGAUGUUGAAAGUAACAUGCCUCUGAGUACCAGUUGCUGGGGAGCAGAAGUGGGGAGAGUGCUGUUGUGCUCAUGUCCUACUUGUAGGUCUCCCACAGGCCUCUGGUUGACCAUUGUGAGUGGAGGAUGCUGGGCAAGAUGGAACUUUGGUCUGGUCCAUCCAGAAUCUCCUUAUAUGUUGGUACAGUCUGAAGUGAUUGAACAAGAUGUAGCCAUUUUUUUUAUUUAAGGCUGUGAUCCUAGUGAAAUUUUUAGCAAUGGUGGUCACUGAUAAUAUGCAGCUUUCAUUGAAAAAAGACUUUAAUUGUGUACAAAAAAUAGCUGAGGAUAAUUAGUGUUAAUAUUGGGGCUGUAUGUUUCACGCUUUUGCUCAGUUUGGGACCUAAAUGGAACAAAGUUAACAGAACAGAUACACAAUUUACUGAAGUGAUUUUCAGGAACAUCACUGAAAAGAUGCAGAGCGAACAGUGCAAAACCUGUAAAUCAUGGGAAAAUACUUUUCUUAAAUUUCAGUAAAAAUGUUCCUAAUUGUCUGUAGUGGCUGAGGAAGUGUUUUUCCCCUGUAUAUUAUACACCAGAUUUUCUUCAUUUUGCCUGCUGACUCUAAUGAGUGACUUGUUAUAUCUCUAUUGAAGUAACAUUCCUGGGGUAAAACAAUAGCAUUCCACUUUUAUAUACCAGCACAGUUCCUAGGGUUAUAGGCUAUGAACAAAAGGCUACCUUGCUAAAGCACUCCAGAUAGUAAGCCAACCCUAUUUUUAGAGGGAGGAAUUAAGGUUAUUUUGUCAUAUUCCUGUUCUCCACCAGGAAACAUUUCAGAUGAUACCCAUUUACAGUAAUCAAGACAGCCCAGACUCACAACAGCAGAAUGACUCUGUACUGCUAUUCAGUGUGGCUCUUCGAAAAGCUCUAUUCAUUUUUGAAAACAAGUUUUUGGGAGAUGAAAACUGUUAUUUAUAAUUAAUCUCUUAAGUACCUCUAGUAGGUGGGGGGACGCGGGUGGCGCUGUGGGUAAAACCUCAGCGCCUAGGACUUGCUGAUCGCAUGGUCGGCGGUUCGAAUCCCCGCGGCGGGGUGAGCUCCCGUCUUUAGGUCCCAGCGCCUGCCAACCUAGCAGUUCGAAAGCACCUCCGGGUGCAAGUAGAUAAAUAGGUACCGCUUUAUAGCGGGAAGGUAAACGGCGUUCCGUGUGCUGCGCUGGUGCUGGCUCGCCAGAGCAGCUUCGUCACGCUGGCGUGACCCGGAAGUGUCUCCGGACAGCGCUGGCCCCCGGCCUCUUAAGUGAGAUGGGCGCACAACCCUAGAGUCGGACACGACUGGCCCGUACGGGCAGGGGUACCUUUACCUUACAUCUAGUAGGUGGGAUGGGGUGGAAGUGGAACGGUGAAAUGAGUGAAUGAGCAAGGAUUAUAUGGCAAGGAGUACCAGCAGUGGUGGUUAUGCAGCAGUCAUGGCUGGACGCUCUCCUCGCUCCACCAUCCUACUUAUGCCAUGGUGCCACACUGUUUUCAUAGCCCACAGAAAAUAAGCACAGAAGGAGCCUUCUAUCAGCAGGCUGCAGUUACAACAAGAUCAAGUAGGGAAAAAAUAAGCUUCUUUCUUUUGGGAUGCCUUACUCUUGUCCCCCAGCCAUCACAUAGCAGUGGUCUAGAUACCCAUCAACUGGACCAACUGCUACCAAGCCUUUUCACGUCCCUGUUUAUACCUGUAUGCAAACUUACAUACUGCCUACAUAUUUAUGGAGAUGCGGAUGUGUGGUUUUUUUUUUUUACAAUGAAUCUGGAAAAUAUUACAUGUCACUGGAUUCUUGCACUUUGCCAGUAUACACUUAGUUACGUUGGGGCAUCAGCAACUGAAUUCCAGUAUUAAUCUUAGUAAGGAAACAUUCAUUUAUUUAUCUGUUUUCCCUAAGAUAGUGGGCAGUGAGUAAAAUGGUUCUGCUGCUUGAAGGGGCAAAUGCAAUGUUACAGAAUGGGAAGUUGAUUAAUAAUGCAAGUUUAUACACAGGCUUCCCCAAACCCAAAUUGCCUAGACAUUGGUUGUACUCAUUUCUAGAUGGGGUUGCACUCUUCCCUCAGAAGAGCUGGUACAUAGUCUGGGGGUGCUCCCUGACUCACAUUUCUUGCUGGAGGCUUCAGUGACUUCAGUAUAGUUUUGCCAGCUUCUCUCCCUUUGACAGCUAUGAUUAUUUUGGGACAGGGAUAGCCGUGACAUGGUGACUCAUGCAUUGAUAACCUGAAAACUGGACAAUUGUAAUAUGCUGUAUAUGGGAGUGUUCUUAAGGCUGGUCUGGAACCUGCAACUAGGACAGAAUGCAGCAGCUAAGUUGCUGGGUGAGGCACCAUCCCAAGCACAAGUUAUGUCACUUUUAAAAGAGGAGCAGCACCGGUUUCUUAUAUGUGACCAACCUAGUUUAAGAUUUUUGUUCUGACUUAAAAAGUCCUAAACAACAUUGGACUAGGCUGCCUGAGGGAAAGACUUAUUACAGUUCAGGUCAUUAAGAUUGUCUGAUAACCCUGUCCUGUCACCUGGUUGUGCCACAACACAAUUUUAUGUAAACUAGAGAUGAGGAAUCUAUGUGUGUCUAACCCUCACUAUACCCCCACUGUAAACCUUCCCCUGCAUUAAAGCUUAUUAGGCAAGUUCCUUCCAAAAGGAAUUGCAGUUUUAAAACGUUUUAGUCAUCAUGCAAUACAGAAUGACCUGGUUGGUAUGCAGUGCAAAAUGACUGAAUGACUGAAUAGGAAGAGGCACCUGUUUUAAUUCUGCUGCAUAUACGGUACAUACCUUCCAUCCCACCUGAAAGGCACUCAAAACAGGAGGUCUGCAAAUGCUUCUGAGAUAUUAUACUGUGUAACUGUAAUGAUUUUGUAGAACUUGGAAAUGUGUUUGAUCAGAAGAUGCUAUUUAAACCUCUGGGCUUUCCUAGUUCUGUAGCAGUUUGCAAGUAUGUAUAUUUCACAAACGAACACAUUCCCACGAGCAAUGUAACUGCCAGACAACCACAGCCACUGAGUGAGAGAAGAGCUUCCAAACAAAUAAAACAUUUCUGCAAUGUGUAAUGCUUAGGGAAAUACUCUGAGACAUGAUACUUGUAACAGUUGUUGAAAAGUUUUUAAAGUAUUUAUAAGGCUAGCAUCUUGUGCAAGAAACAGUUCUUUUCACAUGCGUCCCUUCAAAUAAAUUAGUUAAGGUGGCCAUACCUUCAGUUACUUUUAUUUUAAGGGUUUUAGCUCAAAGAGAAGUUAUUCUGGGGCAGGUCCCAUGAAUGGGAACUGUGCAGAGAACAUAGCUGUUUAUUUCAGUGGGGCUUACUUCCUAGUCGAUUGCAGGCCCAGACAGAGGGGGGGGGCCAUAUGGGCCACUUGGCCCGGGCCUCCGAUUCCAAAGGGGGCCUCGGUCAGCAUAUUCACAAUCGCAGGGGAUACACUGGGGCAAACACGGAGGCGCAAAGGGGGCCACGUGAUCUACCUGGCCUGGGCCUCUGCCUGGCUCCGCAAGGCCCUGGUCGAUUGUGCCCUUUGGAUGCAGGCUUCAUAGUAAAAAUGAGAGAAUAAUUUCACAUGCAGAAAGGAUUUUUCAAUUUAUUUGUUUUAGAUGCACAUAUUAUUUUAGUGUUGGAUUUUGUGUACUUUUCAAGAAUGACAAUUCAAAUGACUUCAGUUUACCCAUAUGGCCAUCACAGUCAAUUUUACAGAACACUGAAGCAUGCAAUGCAAAAAGGUAUAUGUUAUCUGGAAAACAUGGAUAGGCUGGUUGGUCUAAAUCUUUAAACAGACUUGAUUUAACAAACAGUUUUCCCCACUGGUGCUUGCAGUUUUUAUAGAAUAUAUAUAUAUUCAUUGAUACUCAUCAAAAGAUAUACAAAAGUUCAUACACAAUACAAAGUAUCUUUUUAUAAUACACCAUAAUAAAAAAUAUUUUUGAAAUCUAAUAUAAAAAGGAACAGGAGCAAAAAGAAAGAAGAAAAGUAAUUUUCCUGAUUAACAGAAGCAUUAAAAAUCUUAGCCAGCAAAGAAUCAAGUAGGUUGUCCUAUGGAUAUAUUUUAAAAGUCAGAAAAAUAAAUAAUAUUUAAAAUAAUCAAGAAAUUAAUGGUACAGGUGGAUUUACAGCAACUUCCAUCAGCCUCAUGUGCAGGGUUUUUUUCAGCCGGAACUCACUUGAACUCAGUUCUGGCACCUCUCAAGUGGGCACCAUUGCCAUCAAUAUGGAACAAGGGAGGCGUUCAUGGUGAGUUUCGGCACCUCUUUUUCUAGAAAAAUAGUACUGCUCAUGUGUAAUCAUUAUUCCAGCAUUUGUAACCUUCACACUUAUUAGUUCUGUUGAAUUUCGCACAAGGACAUCGACAGGAAUUAUGAUGCUGACCUUAAGCAUUAAAGGUAAAGGUAAAGGUAAAGGGACCCCUGACUGUUAGGUCCAGUCGCGGACGACUCUGGGGUUGCGGCGCUCAUCUCGCUUUAUUGGCCGAAGGAGCCGGCAUACAGCUUCCGGGUCAUGUGGCCAGCAGGACUAAGCCGCUUCUGGCGAACCAGAGCAGCGCAUGGAAACGCUGUUUAUCUUCCCGCCAGAGCGGUACCUAUUUACCUACUUGCACUUUGUGCUUUCGAACUGCUAGGUUGGCAGGAGCUGGGACCGAGCAAUGGGUGCUCAUCCCAUCGCGGGGAUUUGAACCGCCGACCCUCUGAUCGGCAAGCCCUAGGCUCUGUGGUUUAACCCACAGCGCCACCCGCAUCCCAUAAGCAUUAAGAUUGUGUUAAAAUGGCAAAUGCAGUUCAGUGGCAGAGGCUGACCACCAGAAAAGGCAUCUUGGGGACUGUUGAUGGAAAGCUCAAUUAAUAUGUUGACCCAGCUGUUUAAAAGAUGAAUUCCAUGUUAGGGAGCAUUAGGAAAGGGAAAUUGGUGGUGCAGCUGCACUUGGAAUAGUGUGAACAGUUCUGGUACCUACAUCUCAAAAAGGAUAUUGUAAAGCUGGGAAAAGAGCAAAGUGAUAAAGUGGCUGGUACAAUUCACCUGUGAAGGAACAUUACAUUGUUUGGGGCUUUUUAUAUUAGAAUAAAAUCAAGCAUAAAACCUGCAUUUGAAUGCUAUUUCAAAUGGGUUUGUAAUAUUAUGUUACGUUGUAUUAUCUAUGUAGUACCACUUCAAGUAAUAAAUAAAUAAAAGUUCUUUUUUUUGGUAUUCAAUAAAAUUUAAUAAAAAAUUAAAAAUAAAAUAAAUAAAAGUAUGCAUGGUAUGGAGGUUUUGAAGUGUUUUGUAUUGUAGCAUGUUUCUUAGUAAUGUAUUUGUACUGUUGUGAACUGCCCAUGGAAGCAGUGAUGAAGGAUGAAGGAUCCGGUCUAUAUUAGUUCCCUUUGAUAUUGUAAAUGUGAAUGUUACAUCGUCUUUCAUGUUAAAGGCAAUAACCCCCAUGCAGAUAGUCCAUUUUGUGCUCUUUUUAGUCAGAGCUUUUUCUGUCAUUCUCAAAUUGCUAUCCAGCAUAGACUUCUCAACCAGCUUUUUAACUGGAGAGAAUAUAAUGAGACACUUGUGACUUGUGGGUGUGCAGUUGUACAUGCAGAUAUACUUUCAUACUCAUACUCAUUUUUAGAGCUCUGCUAAAUAAAUAAAUAAAAAAGAUUCCAAUUUUGUGACUGCAGUCCUCUUCUCCCAAGCACUGUUGAUUUUCAAACAAUAUGGAUUCUUCUGCUCUGUGGUUCUUCAGGCUCUGUAUAAUGGUGCCCACAUUGACACUAGCAGUGCCAUCUUCCGGGUGUGUACAGAUCAGUUGCCAGGUGUUGUGUAUUGAGUCAAAGGAUUUUAUAUCUGUAUUAUUAUUGUCUGUAUUUGCAUUAGGGUAAAGUAACUGCCUUUUGGUUCCAGAGGGUACAGCUACUAUUGGUUCAUUUAAGCUGCUGUAUUUGGAUCCUCUGUCUUAUUGGUUCCCUCCAAAAGGCAGGACUGUGAUUGCCUGAUAUUGUUCCCUCCAAAAUGUAUCCUUUCUUGCUAGUUCCCUGUCCCUAUAAAUGUAGCUUUCCUCUCCCCAGUCUUCAGUCUUGUUGCUUUAAUAAAGAAGUGUUACUAGAGAACUGUCUCCAGCAUGUUAUAUCAGGAGAGCUGAAAUCACAAACCCCACGUCACAACAACUGGCGACGAGGAUGGGAUCCGGAAUGCUGAGGAGCGGUUAAACGCAGCCCUGCCUCAGAGUCCGGAUUGCAGCUAAGAACAAGACUCACUGACCAGCUGAGAAGACGACCCUGCCACAGGACAAUGGAGAGUCCAAGGGUAUUGGAGCCCUUCCAGCCAUCAGAGCCCGACACGUGGGAAGACUACGUCGAACGCUUCGAGUUCUUCGCAGAGGCUCAAGGGAUCACCGAUGCCAGCAAAAGAAGGGCCACAUUCCUGAGCUACUGUGGGCCUGAGACCUUCAAGCUGGCCAAGGCAUUGCUUGCUCCAGCGAAGCUAAGUGAGACAUCUCUCAAAGAUAUUCUUGCCUGCCUAACAAGCCACUUGGCGCCUACUGAGACCAAGAUGGCUCGGCGGAUGGAGUUUCAUAAGAGGCAGCAGCAUGCUGGGGGAGUCUGUAUCUGCAUUUCUGGCUGAACUGCGGAAGCUCGCUCAGCGCUGCGACUUCCAAAAUCUGGAAGAGACUCUCCUGGAUCGGUUUAUCGGUGGUCUGAGCAGCAAGAAGGCCAGAAGACGCAUCGUGGCUAAAGAAGAGGUUACCCUUGCUUCAGCCUUGAAGGAGGCCACCGCCACGGAGAAUUAUGAAAGAGAGGAGCUUGAUGCCAGUCGCAAGGCCCCUAAGCCACAGAUAGAAGUUGCGCAUGCCAUGGACGAGCUAGAGGCUACUCCGAGCCAGAGCCCAGUCCGUGGGGUCGAGUCAGUGAGUCAGGCCUGCACAGUGCACAAAGAUCACCGAGGCAGGUGCCCAGGUUGUGGCGGAAACCAUGAGCGGAAGAGUUGUCGUUUCCGGGAUGCUAUGUGCCGGACGUGCGGGAAGACAGGUCACAUCGCCAGAGUCUGUAGAUCGGCGGCGUUGGGAGCGACAGGAGCACCUAGACCGGAGCAUCGCAGACCGCCCGCAGCAACCCAUUUUCUAAAGGACUGCCACUACGUUACGGAGAUCAACGGGAGGGUCGUGCAGUUCCCAGCACAAGGCAAGGCACACGUCAAGGUGAAGAUUGAGGGUCAGCAGUGCGACAUGGAGGUGGACUCCGGAUCUGGAUUCACUAUCGUGUCGGACGAGACCGCGAGGACAUUCUUCCCCAGGGGUAAGUUGCCCCCUCUGGAACCCUUCCCGGCAACCUUGCAGUCAUACUCAGCGGGCCGCAUCCAUGUUAUGGGAAUGUGUGCCGUGAGAGUACAGUUCCGGGACAAACAGGCUGUACUCAAACUGGUGAUUGCGAAGGGCAGUCGCCCCAGUCUCCUGGGCACUGACUGGUUCCCCGCCCUAGGACUGAGUAUAUCAGGGCUUAAUUCAAUCCAAACCUGCCCUGAGAUGAGCGAGGCAUUAUGCAAAGAAUUUGCUGGUCUCUUUAAUGGAAAACUGGGUUGUUAUAAAGGGCCCCCAGUUGACUGAGUUGGACCCUGGGGUGGCCCCAAUCCGGCUCAAACCAAGGCGAGUGCCAUUUGCACUGCAACCCAAGAUCGAAGCAGAGCUGGAUAAAUUGGUCAAGCAGGGAGUUCUCUCACCCGUGGACUCUGCUAAGUGGGAGACUCCAAUCGUCACGCCCCUUAAAGCAAAUGGGGAAGUCAGGAUCUGUGCAGAUUACAAAUGUACUAUCAAUAAGGCACUCAGGGGAAACUCAUACCCCAUUCCAGUCGUAUCACAUCUCUUGGCUAAACUGGCUGGGGGCAAGGUGUUCGCCAAAAUUGACCUGGCACAAGCUUACCAACAGCUGCCAGUAACCCCACAAUCAGCGGAAGCACAGACUAUUGUCACACAUAAAGGGGCGUUCAGAGUUAACAGAUUACAAUUUGGAGUUUGUGUGGCCCCAGGGAUUUUUCAAGGGCUCAUGGAACACCUGUUAAGAGGUCUGCCGGGGUCUUGCCAUUUUUGAUGACGUUUUGAUUGCUGGAAAAGACCCUCAGGCACUGGUUGCGCGGGUUCGUGCAGUGUGGCUCAAGUUCACGGAGGUGGGGUUGCAACUGCAAAAGGAAAAAUGCAGUUUUGGGGUGCCAACUGUGGAUUUCUUGGGGUUUAAAGUUGAUGCAUCAGGCAUCCACCCCACAGAUGCUAAGAUUAAGGCCAUCAUCGAGGCGCCACGACCACAGAACAAGACGGAGUUGCAGUCAUUCCUGGGACUUAUUAACUUUUAUCAUUCGUUCUUACCCCAGAAAGCUUCGGUAGCUGAACCAUUACAUAGACUGUUGCAGAGAAAGACUGUGUGGCGAUGGGGGCAGGGGCAGCAGAAGGCUUUGACUCCUUGCGAGGAAUGCUGAGUAGCAGGAGUGUCCUUGCUCAUUAUGACGAGUCAAAGCCUCUGGUCCUGGCAUGUGAUGCCUCUCAAUACGGCCUGGGGCGGUGCUAAGUCAUAGGGAACCGGAUGGGUCGGAAAAGCCCAUCUCUUUCUAUUCCCGUACGUUGUCGCCCACGGAGCGCAACUAUGCUCAAAUUGACAAAGAGGCGCUUGCAAUUGUGGCAGGAAUCAAAAAGUUCCAUGAUUAUGUGUACGGUCGCCAUUUCUACAUUGAAACGGACCACAAGCCACUGUUAGGGUUGUUCAACCCGAACAAACAAACGCCACAAAUUCUCUCCCCCAGAAUGUUACGUUGGUCUAUAUUCCUGAACGGGUUCCAGUACACCUUGACCCAUGUGCUGGGAAGCGGUUGUGCCACGCGGAUGCGCUGAGUCGAUUGCCCCUUCCUGGCGGGAGCACUGAGGAUCCUGCUCCAGCGGAGCACAUAAUGAUGCUGGAAACACUUCCGGGGCUCCUGUAACGGCUACUGAUAUAGCUGAGAAACGAGGAAAGAUGCUGUUCUCUCCCGUGUGCUCACUUGGGUGGGGAGGGUGGCCAGGUGGUCCGCAUGAAGACAAAUUCAGGCCUUAUGCGACUAGGCAGCACGAGUUGUCCAUGCAUAAGGGUUGUCUCCUGUGGGGAGAUAGGGUCAUCAUUCCAGCACCACUGAGAAACAGGGUUCUUGAGACGCUUCACAUGGGACACCCGGGAAUGGUCAGGAUGAAGUCGCUAGCCCGAUGUUAUGUGUGGUGGCCUGGAAUGGACCAGAACAUAGAACAAUGGGUACGAACAUGCAAGGCAUGCCAAGAGGUGCGGCCAGAAGUGGCCAGAGCCCCAGUCCACUGGUGGGAGCAGUCCAGAUCUCCCUGGAGCCGGCUGCACUUAGAUUUUGCUGGGCCAUUCCAAGGAAAGGUCUUUUUGGUUAUCGUUGAUGCAUAUUCCAAAUGGUUAGAAGUGGCGAUGGUCCCUAGCAUGGCAUCAGCUGCCGUCAUCAAGGUGUUGAGGCAGCUGUUUGCAACCCACGGGUUACCUGAGACCAUUGUAUCUGAUAAUGGGGCAGCUUUUGUAUCCCAAGAAUUCAGGGCAUUCUUGGCUGAUAACUUCAUAAGAGGGGUAACAUCCGCACCCUUUCACCCAUCCUCCAAUGGGCAGGCUGAGCGCAUGGUAAGAACAGCCAAAGAAUCCAUUGUGCGCUUAAUGGAGGGUAACUGGUCAGCUCGCAUCGCGCGAAUGUUAUUUUUGCAGCAUGCGACGCCGUGUACCACAACGGGCAAGUCGCCAGCUGAGCUGCUCUUGGGUAGGAGACUGGUAACGGUGCUGGAUUAUGUCCACCCGGAUAAAAUGCCAAACCAUAAUUCAAGAGCAACCCCCCAGGCUGAGACUGACACAACAAGGUAUCUCGCCCCUGAAGAUCUGGUCUGGGUGAGGAACUAUUCACGAGGUUCGCGGUGGGUGGCUGGUGUGGUCACCCGGGCUAGUGGACCUGUGUCCUAUUAUGUGACCUUGGAAAAUGGGCAAGUGUGGAAGAGACAUAUAGAUCAGCUGAGGCGCCGGGCGCUCAGCAGGGAGGAGCCAGAUAAUUCAUCCCAGGCUAACGACGCAGAGCCGCAAGACCAGAGUGAAAAUGGCCCAAAGGUGCAAUCACCAGGGGCUUUAACAAAUGAACCAGGGUCUGCUAGUCCUCACGAUGACGAGGUACAGAUAGGGGACCCUGAGAUGUCGGGGACUCCAUCUGUUCCUGACGAAACCCCUAGAGCAGCCCCUCUACCACAGGUAACACCCAAUCCAGAACCUGCAACACCUGUUGUCAGGAGAUCAAGUAGAAGUUGUAGGCCCCCACAGUACCUGAGAGAUUACGUCUGCUGUGCUCACUAGGGGGGAAGGGGUGUUGUGUAUUGAGUCAAAGGAUUUUAUAUCUGUAUUAUUAUUGUCUGUAUUUGCAUUAGGGAAAAGUAACUGCCUUUUGGUUCCAGAGGGUACAGCUACUAUUGGUUCAUUUAAGCUGCUGUAUUUGGAUCCUCUGUCUUAUUGGUUCCCUCCAAAAGGCAGGACUGUGAUUGCCUGAUAUUGUUCCCUCCAAAAUGUAUCCUUUCUUGCUAGUUCCCUGUCCCUAUAAAUGUAGCUUUCCUCUCCCCAGUCGUCAGUCUUGUUGCUUUAAUAAAGAAGUGUUACUAGAGAACUGUCUCCAGCAUGUUAUAUCAGGAGAGCUGAAAUCACAAACCCCACGUCACAACACCAGGAAUGUUCAAAAGAGUUUAUUUAGUCUGGAUGAGGGCCAAUGUCCUAUCUGUUCCAUUUGAGAUUCCAGUUUAGAUUGCCAAUCCUUGUUGGAUUGGAUUGAAAUCACAAGCAAGUUGGGCAAAUUAAUCAGGGAUUAAUUUGUUUUAUACUAGAACAAAUUUAUGCAUGCUUAAUUUCUACCAAAAAAUGAUUUUUUAAAGAAAUGUAAAAACCAAACUGCUUUUAUUUCAUAGCCGGCCGUAAGUGUGAAAGAGAAGAUGGAUUACAGGGACCUUCCCAGAAAGCUCUCAGAGAAGCCAAGGAACACAAAGUAUUUACUGGUGUUAAUCCGUAUGACUCAGCCAAAGAUCCAACAAAACAGAUGGGCAAGAGAUAUCCAAAGGUAUGCCAAUUCUCAUUUUGCCUAUUUUUGUAGAAUUUGGCCUCAUGUUCAGUGUUUUAAUAUUGUUACAAAAAGUAUUGGGUUUAUGUGAUAGCAAACACCACCAUGAUUAACCAUAUCGCUGUUUGCUGAAAGAUUCUGUAGCUUCCUACAGCUUAUCCCUCUUUGUAUUCCAGAAGCCAACUGGUGACUCCUGUGUAGCACCAGUGCUGUUGGUGUCAACUGGUUCUGGAUUCUGAGGCUUACAGCUGAGAAACACUGGCUCUUCUAAUUUUUUUCUAUGUGGACAGAGGAUGGCUCAGAAGUGUUAAAGGGGGCAGCGAUACAGUGGAACCUUGAAUGCUUCAGAAAUCGAACAUUUUGGCUUUCUAACACCAACAACCCGGAAGUGAAUGCUUCCGUUUUCGAACGCGCCUCUGCAGUCAAACAGCUCUUGAGGCGCGUUUCUCCAUUUUUUAAAUGGAUUUUGCCAACCGGCAAUUGUGCCUCGGUUGUUGAACGUUUCAGAAGUCGAACGGUCUUCCGGAAUGGAUUACGUUCAACAACCAAGGUUCCAUUGUAUGAGAAAGUUGCUAGGGGGCACCCAGAGGAUAAUGGAGUAAAGGUACAGGCAAGUCCUCAGAUGUGUGGGGGGGGUUGCUUUCUGGGUCAUUGUGCCCCCUCCACCCCAUGUAGCUCCCUCCCCAUUCAGCCCCCUUCCAGGGCCGAAAACAGUGUGUGUUGGCAGUUGUGCACAAAUUGAACGUGCACAAAAUGGCUGCUGCCUGUAUUAUAUUUGGGUAGGGAGAACUUGAAAAAUAUAUUUCUAUUUAUGAAAGAGUCACAAUCCAGUCCAACAUAAAGUACAUUCUGCUGAUUUCAAGUCCUGUUCACCCUGUACGUAACACUGUCUCAUCCACAUUCUAACCAGCUGAGCUGUCCAGGCCAAGGCACACCUUUGAUGUUUCUCCUGCCAGGAAGAUGUUCAAGUUCCCAUUGCAUGUUUUUCUGAAGCAUUAUCUGUUUCCUUUCUGUUACAACAAAAGUUGUGUGUAUUGAAUAAGCGCUGUUCUGUUAGUACAACUCCAACCCAGGAAUUUCCUUUUCUGUGCUUAAUAUUGUCCUUUUUGGCUUUUUCCUCCGGCUUACAUUCAUGGUUAUAUUAGUUGUGUUAGGAAGAGGUGUUUUUGCUUGUUGCAUCAGGUGGAUACUUUCUCAACCCCCUUCAUAUUUUGAAAGGCCUGCAUGGGGGGGGGGGGUUUGCACUGCAUAGCCCUGUCAUGUGUGCGAGCCACACGCCUUCCUGCCACAUAUGAAGAGUUGUACAAUCUAGACUGGUUUGCAGGUGUGUGUGUGUGUGUGUGUGUGUGUGUUAGUGGAACCUUUAGCCCUGCUAGGGUUUUCUUCACUGUCUGAGGUUUUUGGGGAACAGAAGUCAGACUUGAGGGAAAUAGAUCUUCUUCAGAUCAGUUUUACCUUAGCGCUUUGUAUUCUAAGUGGCCUAGGCCUCAAAAUCAGGAGAGCUCUCACAUUAAGCAUCUGUCUUGGUUGCCAGACGAGCCGUGCUCAUUUGAGCUCAGAAUUCUUUAAUCCUAUAUGUUUGUCUUUUGAUGUCCAUUUAUUCAAUUUGCACUGUAAUGCCAUCUCAGGAUAUUUCUGACUUCAAGAUCUAUGAUGUAAUUUUUACUAAAGAUGCCAGGCUGAACUUUGAAUAUAUGAAGAAUGAUGUCCUCAGUCUGGUAUUUUAAAAUUAAAUUGAACCAUAAGAGGGCUGUUUAUCUGUGGGAAUUAACAUUCCUGUGAGACACAUGUUUACCUAGCUCAGAUUGCAGACUGUGCUUGCAGAAUAUCUGACCAGUAUAUUAAAUAGGUCAACAAAUUACUGUCUUUGUGUGAGUUGAUCUAGCCAGAUCAAAGACACUGCACUAUGUUAUUUCUUCUCCUUGUUACUCAGAGUUUGGGAAAGGUUAAAGAACAAAAGAGGGAAAUUAUUAAUAGCUACUAGGACUACAAUCAUACGUUCAGUUGCUUGAGAAUAAGCCCCGCUGAACUCUGUACAAAUAGCAAUAUAUGUUUGUUAAGCAUUUAAAUAGAACUAGCUAUCAAUUUUAAGGUGUAAUUGCAUAUACCCAGACACACCCCUGCCCAUAGGUGCCAUCUAGGGUGUCCUGGGGGGGGGGCAAGGGCCCCCUCCCCCAAAAUCUGCAGUGGCUGUGCAUGCACACUGCACAACAUGCUCACAUUAAUUCCGCAGCACGUUGCGCAACAUGCUGACAUUACACACGUUGUGCAGCGCUGGCCCCCUCAAUCUCCAACUCCAGCACUUUCAACUGUCUGAAUAUCUCCUGCUCUUUGAAACAAGUCCACCCUUUCUCUCUUGCUUUGGCAUCUUCGGAACACCUCCUAGUUCAGCAGUUCCCAACCUAGUGCUCUCCAGAUGUUUAGGGUAUGACCAUUGGCCAUACUUCCUGGGGCUGGUGGGAGUUGAAGUCAAAAGCAUCUGUUGAAUAUCAGGUUGGGGGAAACUGCCCUAGGCCCAGUACCCUGUGACUAAGCCAAAGUAUGUGUGACUGAAAUAAUUACUUCUGCCUCCAUUUCCAUUUUCUUUCUCUAUUGUUUCCAGCGUCUGUUUUUAGUUUUUCAAGUCCCUUGGGAAAAGAACUUCUCAUACCAUUUUGGGGGGUGAAGUGCCUUUUGCAUUGCGUAGCUGAUGCUAAAUAAAUAAAUAAUCCGAAGGGCCAUUAACUAGAACUAAGGCCCACUAAAAUUGUGGCUUGCUGCUAGACAGUUAAUAGUUAGCUAGUAAAUUAACCACAAUUUUUGGACCUCUAUGUGAUAUUGUAGUUAACAAUGAUAAUUGUUAAUACUUAUUUCCAUUUUAAUGCCUCUUUUUAUAAGUUAUUCAUGAAUGGUUUUCCACCACUGAAGUGUGAUUCAAAUACCAAGUAGGACCGCCAAAGCCUUAAGCCUAACUAAAAAGGGCUCAGGUGCUCAUUUAUGGCAGUAUUUAUUUUAGAAAUUAAUAAUUCUAUCCUGAAUUAUGGAUUUUCCUCCUAAAUCUUUUUCACAAUAUUUAAACAAAGCUCUGCAUAUGUAAAUAUAUCCAAAAGAAAUAAAAUCAGCAUUAGCAUUUAGUUUUUCCUGAUGCUGAAUCACACUAAUAUGCCACAAGUAAAUUGGACUUACGUAAUAUUACUUUUUCUGAUACCCAGUGUUAUUUACAUUGUAUUUUUUAAACACUGUUUGACUCCUGGGAGUAUAAAAUUAAAUCUUAAUUGUUUUCAUAUUGUGCUGAAACUAUAUGUGCAAGAAGAUGCCAAGUCUACAUGCCAACUGGUUUAUGAAUUAAUAAUUGGCAGGAUUAGUUUGCUUCAUAGUCAACCCUUGGAAUGCAUAUUUGGUCUUAAAAAUAAUUUGUCACUUUCCUCAGUUGGUUUUCCUUCUGACAAGAUUGUAGAUACUUAUUUCUUGUCCAUUGAUUCACAACAGGUUCUAGUUCUCCAGUGUGCUGUGUUCUGACCGCAGUUUAACAACAUACCGUACUUGUUCCUCUACAGGUCUAAGAGGUGACCUCACAGAUUUUAGGGGGGUUAGCUAUGGAUGUGGUUCCUUUGUUAACUAGCAGCUUUCAUUAUUAAAUCCUUAUCCUUCUACUGCAAAAGCCAGUGUGUAAGGGUAUUGCAGUUUGGUCCAUAACAAUGCAAGUGCUUAAUUUUAUUUUAGCAGAACAUGCUGCUUUUGCUGGCUCAUAGUGCAAUCCUAUACAUAUCUACUAAGAAGUAAACGCAGUUGAGUUCCCAUGUAUAUUUGUGUAGGAUUGCUGCCUUGAAAUGAUAUCUGCUUCUACCACUUCAUUCAGUUUUGAAAUGUUACUAAUUCUUGUAUACAUUGCCAAAUGCUCCUUCGUGUUUAUUUAGAAUAGAAUUUCAAAAAGAAUACUGUUGGGUUGAAAUCACGACAGACGAGUGGUAGGUGUCAUGUGAGAGGCGUCUCCCCGGGGCGAGCCCCGGGAACUCUCUUUUAUUGAAUAUUAGAAACAUUGCCACAGGUGUGCUUGUGGCUGAUUGGUUGAUACAAACACAAAGCAUCUUGUUGCUGAUUGGUUAACAUAGGUACAAGGCGGGAAUAACAUAUUACAUCAAUCACUGAUAGAUUAAAGACUGGGAACGGAGCUGGAACUAGACAGGCAUGAAACCUCCUAAUUAAAUUAUAACUAAAGAUUGAUAUUGAGAGAACAUAACAUGAAGAAAUACAACAAUCACGUUCCGUAGAUGUGGUCAGCAAUGCAUUAAGAACAGGUCAGGAUACACUGUUUCAUGAACUCAAUGGGAACUGUUCAGAACAUUCUCAGACUCUUGUGCAGAAGCAGAGAAAAGAUUAUGAGCAAGACUUCCCAGAAUGCAAGAGUUAUGUGCAGUAAGAGAACUGCAGAAAGAGAACUUCGCAGUAAGAGAACUGCAGAAAGAAAACUUCCCUUCAUCUCCCCCUUUCUUUUCUUGUUUGCGAGGCGUUCUAGGUAGAUAAGGCAAAAAUACAUCGGGAUUAGUGGUGUGCCAGCGAAUGCCCGAAAUAAGCCUGCCAGGGUCGAUGGGACAAAAAUACUUCAGGAUACGUGGUUUGCCAGCGCAUGCCCAAAAUAAAUCCGCCCACAUCUCCCCUAAGGUUUACUGUUGGUGUUGCCAUUUCGCAAAGUAAGCAGCAAGGAGUUUACUUGGUGGUUGAGGGGGAGAGAGAAGCCGAGAGAAAAGACUUAUGAGGCUAGGAACGCAUUGAAGGAAGCAGCAUAGUAAAAUAAGAAUACAAAUUAUGACAAUAGCAUAUUGAAAGAAGACCACGAAGCCAAGUAAAGUUUGGCAGCCAAGCAGUAAGCCACUGGGUGAAAGAAUCCCAGAGGCCAGAAAAUCCAAUGUCCUGUUUGAUGUGGUGUGUAAGAUUUUGCAAAUGAGAGAUUUGGCUUUGAAUGGCUCUUCAGAAUUAUCAGUAAUAUUGAAACAACACAUGUCAUUCACUUGUUCACAGCCAUAAUGAUGAAGCAUCAGCAAAUAGUGAUAGCAGCACGAUUUCAUAAAAGUCCAUAGUGGAGUUCACUGUUCUUUAUUCAAAAGGUGAAGAGGUUAUGAAGUGAAAUUCAGGGCUUUUUUGCUGCAGAAUAGGCUAAAGAAUUAAUGUUCAUACGAUUCCGUGCAGCCAAUCCAGGGACUCCUAAGAGAGAAACAACUAAAAAGAUAUAUUUCAGACCUACUGAGAAAAGAGACAAAAGCAUCACAAUCAUUAGUCAAUUCAAUAUUGCAGCGAUAUCGAGAGCGGGAUAAAUGAUGCUUCUUGGGUAAAAUGAUGGACAAACGGCUUAAACAGCAAGGUGUGCCAUGGCUGAUGUAUUGCUGGAAUGUAAUUAAACGUAUAGCCAGGACACGACCAGAAGAUUUCCAGUUGGGGGAAGUGCAAGCUUACUCAUUAAAUUGAAUGGUAGCUUGUAAUUGUUGUAGUAAGUCUCUUCCCCACAGAUUGAGGUGGAUUUUCAGCACACAGGGCUGGAUGUAAGCAAUGGUUUCAGAGCUAUCAGGCAGAGAAACAGGCAGCCACUGUACGCUCUUGGAAGAGGUUUGGGGGCCACCCACACCCCAGACUGCAGAGGCAGACUCAAGGGGCCACGUGGGGUCCCAGCAACUACUAGAAAUUACAGAAACGUCUGCGCCUGUGUCAGUCAAGCCUUCCAGCACAAUACCAUUGAUUUUAUACUUACAAAGAAGUUUCUUCUCACCAAUCCUCUGGACUACAGCUAACAGCUGUGGAGGGAAAGAAGAGAGCUCGUGCAAAUUAGUAUCCUUAAUAGAAGCAGAAGGAUGAGAAGGGAGCACCACCAAAUGCGCCCAAGACUCACCCUUUUUUAAUUGCAUGGGCAUAUGGCUCCAGAGUUGAACCAUUAUUGUGCCUACAUAGUCAGGAUCCAGAACUCCAGGAAUAACCUGGAUUCCUUCUUUUGCCGCAGAAAAUUUGGGUAAAAUUAAACCUGCGACUUUAGGAGGCAGUGGGCCUGCCAAUUGAGUGGGCAUAAGCACAAUUUCACCAGGUAAAACAGAGUCUUUGGUCUCUUGAUUGAUCAAAUCAAUGGCAAAUUCAGAGGGUGUGCUUUUUGAAAAGUUUGCAGCAGCAGAAACUAAAGGUGGAAAACUCUCUAAUUGCCCUGGCCCGAGAGUGGGGCCGCAAUGGAGUUUCCCGGACUCCUGCAUUGAUUAGCCCAAUGAUAGCCUUUGCCACAUUUCGGGCAUUUUUUAGAAGGUUUAGCCUUAGAGGCAGCACCAUCCUUGUUGGCCCCCCCGCCAGGGGCUCUGCAUUGCUUGGCAAAAUGGCCUGGGCGCUUGCAAUUAAAGCAGUUACCAGUAGGCCUAGUGGUUGCUUGGAUUGCGCCGGCAAGCAAAGACAUCGCAUGGCUCUGGCUACCGACAUCCGCACAAGCUUGAAUCAUAUCGGCCAGGUCAUAUUUAGGGCGAUGUAUGAUUGACUGCAAACUUUCUUGCAAUCAGUGUUUGCGUUUUCAAAGGCCAAUUUUUUCAUCAAUUCAUUUUGAGCAGUGGUGUUAUCAAUCUGCCUAGUGACUGAUUCUUUCAAUCUAUCUAUAAACUGAUGGUAUGGCUCCGAAUGCUGUUGCUUAAUAUUUACAAAGGAGCUCAGCGGUUGCCCAGAAACAGGGACUUUCCGAAAGGCGCGUUGUACACAGGUCGCGGUGUGAACAAAAUGUACAGGUGUCAGUGUUACUUGGGCAGUUAUAUCAGCAAACUGACCAGCACCAUAAAGUUCAUUGGCAGUAUGUUGAGAAUCAGACAGGGCUGAUGCGCUAUGUUUAAAUUCACUCUCAAACACCACAUACUGAGCUGGGGACAAAAGCAUGCGCAUCAGGUCUUUCCAGUCCUGAGGUAGCAUAAUGUAACCAGUUGCUAUGCCUUCUAGCAUUCCUGUCACAUAAGAGGAUUUUAGACCAGAAUCAGCAAUGGCUUUCUUUAAUUCUCUCAUUACAGAAUAAGGAAGCGAUUCAUAAUAAACCUGCUGUUGAGCAGUUCCAGGGUUUGAAUAGGUGAUAGGGAAAGCAGACGGCAUUUCACCUGGCCACUCAGACUCCUCCUCUAAGGACAGGAUCCCUUUCUGCCUUGCCAAAGAGAGCGCAGCGCGCACAGCUCCUAUAGAGCAAACAGGGGCUGUGGCAGGAGGAGGAGGGAUGGGGGGGAGGAAGCAGGCUGAGGUGGAGGGAUGGGGGGGGAGGAAGCAGGCUGAGGUGGAGGGAUGGGGGGGGAGGAUGCAGGCUGAGGAGGGAGAGACGCAGGGAGGGAUUGGCUGGGCUGCAAAGGAGAAGGAGGUAAAAGUUUCGGGUAAGGUGGGGGAUCGUCUGCUAUGGCCAGAAGUGCAGGGGCCGAGCGAGACGCCUGUGGUAAUUUAGCAACGGCAUCUGCACAUUUCUGCCAAGUGAGCAGACAAUGAAUCGGAGCCCUAGGUUCUGCAAAAAGGGUCUUUCCGAUCUUUUGCCAAGUCUCUACCUCCAAAGAACCUUUCUCUGGAUAGGAGGGAUAUUGGCAAGAAAUCUCACAUAGCAAUUGUUCAAUUUCUUUUAAGGAAAUAUUAACACCCACCUCCCGCUGUCUAACUAAAUAAAGCAAUUCUUUAGCAUGCUCUUUCUGGAAUUUAGUCAAUUCCCCUCCCAUACUCACGAAGUAGCUGAGACUUUUCCAGUCGGGUGAAGUAUGAGGUUUGGCUGCGUAAGGGAUCUGGCACGUCAGGGGUCACCAGAUGUUGGGUUGAAAUCACGACAGACGAGUGGUAGGUGUCAUGUGAGAGGCGUCUCCCCGGGGCGAGCCCCGGGAACUCUCUUUUAUUGAAUAUUAGAAACAUUGCCACAGGUGUGCUUGUGGCUGAUUGGUUGAUACAAACACAAAGCAUCUUGUUGCUGAUUGGUUAACAUAGGUACAAGGCGGGAAUAACAUAUUACAUCAAUCACUGAUAGAUUAAAGACUGGGAACGGAGCUGGAACUAGACAGGCAUGAAACCUCCUAAUUAAAUUAUAACUAAAGAUUGAUAUUGAGAGAACAUAACAUGAAGGAAUACAACAAUCACGUUCCGUAGAUGUGGUCAGCAAUGCAUUAAGAACAGGUCAGGAUACACUGUUUCAUGAACUCAAUGGGAACUGUUCAGAACAUUCUCAGACUCUUGUGCAGAAGCAGAGAAAAGAUUAUGAGCGAGACUUCCCAGAAUGCAAGAGUUAUGUGCAGUAAGAGAACUGCAGAAAGAGAACUUCGCAGUAAGAGAACUGCAGAAAGAAAACUUCCCUUCAGAAUACUAUAUCCAACAUCAAGUACUAAGAGAAUUUAAAUGUAUUCCUGAAAUAAUUAGUGAGUGUUUUAAAGGAUUGUAGAUAAAUGACUAGUAAAUGUUUCUGUAUUUUAUUCACAAUAAUUCUUUGUCUGGUACUUCAGCAGCCAUCCUUUCAUUUUUAGUGUUCUCACAAAAAAGGUUAAGAGUUAUCAUGGCCAAAAACCUCGCUUUGGAAUGCUGAAUUCAAAUUACUGAGUCCCAACUGUUGUUCCUGUUAAGUUGUGGGUGAACGUAUCAGACGACACAGCGAUUCUUCAAACAGCUCUUGUUUAUUCACAGGCCAGAACAGAGCAGGGCUGAAGGGUUCAGCCAGCCUGCUUAUAUACAGCUCAACUACAAAGCAACAGUAACAACUCUCUGUACAUAUCCAAUCACUGAACGUCACUUCCAAUUCCUUAUUUGCAUAUGUGGACCUGAGUGAAAACUAUCUGUAGUAUCCCCCUGCUGGCCCAGGAUGAGAACUUCAGUACAUAACAGUUCCUGCAGUCUUAUUCCUAGAUGCUCCUUUGUUUCUGACUUACAGCAUGGAAAUGUGCUGAGCAAGGUGAGGUAGUUCAUGCUGCAGCCCUUGUCUUCCCCCUACAUUGGGACUAAGUGUUAAUCUGAUUCCUGAGAAAGGGUCCUGGGUUCAGCAAAAGCCUGUACCCAAGUCCCUAAAAGGCUCAAAAGGGUGCUACUGCAGAUCAAUACCUCCUUAAACUUCAAUUGGAACUUGUAGGAGCUGUUAGCUUGAUUCCCUGCUUCUACUUUCUCUGAAGUGCUUUUUCAAGCAGCAGAGCCAGUGUAACACAAAACAGGUCUUCACUUUUUGGCAGGACGCCAUGGGGGGGGCAAGGCCCCCCAAAUUUUGAAGCAGGGGGCUUGGCCCCCUCAAUAUUGCACAGCCUGUGACAGGCCCUGUCAGGCCUAAAUGCAGCCACAGCGGACCCUGCCGGGCGUCCUCCCGGCGUAUGACAUCACACACAUGUGCCAGGCUCCCCAAAGUUGGGCAGAACCCGGUGCGUAUGCUAUCUGGGCAUGCCCUGAUGCUGUCCAGAGUAGACUGGCUUGAUGUAAAUGUUUGCUUUUCUGACUAAGGGCUUAUUCAUACUCCUCUGCCCACUUCGCUGCUGCCCCAGGGAAAAUCACUCUUUAGUGCUCAGAGGAGUACGGAGAUGUUAAAAAAAUAUAUAUUUUUAUAAGUGUGUACCCUUGUUUCUCAACACACACACACACACACACACACACACACACACACACACAGGCCAACAUAAGGUAAGAGUACCUACAUACAGAAGUAAGGUAAAGGUAAAGGGACCCCUGACCAUUAGGUCCAGUCGUGACCGACUUUGGGGUUGCGGCGCUCAUCUCGCUUUACUGGCUGAGGGAGUCGGCGUACAGCUCACGUGGCCAGCAUGACUAAGCCGCUUCUGGCGAACCAGAGCAGUGCACAGAAACGCCGUUUACCUUCCCACCGGAGCAGUACCUAUUUACCUACUUGCACUUUGGGCAUGCUUUCGAACUGCUAGGUUGGCAGGAGCAGGGACAGAGCAACGGGAGCUCACCCCGUGGCGGGGAUUCGAACCGCCAACCGUCUGAUCGGCAAGUCCUAGGCUCUGAGGUUUAACCCACAGCGCCACCUGCGUCCCUACAUACAGAAGUAGAGCAUGCUAAAUAGGCAAUAGGGCAACUGUAGAAGUAGGGAGUACACAUACUCAUUCUCUCAACUACAAUAGACCAGCAUAAGAUAAAAAUAUAUAAAGCACCUAAAUCAUGUGGCAUGGUUUUGUGGUAUUUGUCAUUUUGUAAGUUUUUGUGGUAUUUUAUGCACUGACUUGCCGUUACUUUUAUUGAUUAUAGUUCAGUAAUUCUGUAUUGUCAUUGUUAAGUGUAAACUGUUUAAUUAUUAUUUGCUGAUAUUUAAUGAUAUUUAAUGAUGAUACUACUACUACUAUUAUUAUUUAUUGAAUAUUGUUUUAUUUGAUAUAAAUUAUUUAUUUCAAAGUUAUGUUUUUAUUAUGACUUUGUGUAUUGGAUAAGAUUGUUAUUAAGUGUCUGAUCUUUGCUCUCUAUGUAGUUGUUUCUUCAGCUUGUAAACCACCUUGUGUAUAGUAAUAUAGAAAGGCGGUAUACAAAUUAAAAGAAAUGAAAUGGAGCAAACAGCAAUUCUGAUUUUCUCUGGAUUGAUGUUUGCUCUGAUUUAGCACUGUAGAAUGAGUUUUCCCUGGGAAAGGAACGGGGCAAGGGGGACCCACGCCUAAAAACAGCAGGUCAAAUGAAAAACUGCUCAGACCCAUGAUUUCUAUUCAUGGGACAAGCAGAAGUAUGAAUAUAUCCUGUUGAUUUCUUUUUUAGUCAGCUUGAGGCUGAACAGGCAGUGUGUUCCGUGUUGCAGAUUUGCUAUUCUUUCCCCUUCUGUGUUGGACAUUACAUGAUGAGGGAUGGUUCAGUUGGUAGAGCAUGAGACUCUUAAUCUCAGUUUGUGAGUUCAGGCCCCACGAAAGAUUUCUGCAUUUGGAGGGGGUUAGAAUAGAUGAUCCAUUUGGUCCCUUCCAGCUCUACAGUUCUUUGAUUCUAUCACAUUUUUGUAUCUCCUUUUUCUCUUCAGGUUUGAAAAUGACAUUGUAGAGGCAUUAUUGACUCCAGCGUGUACACUCAUCCCACGGGUGUUUCUGAUUAUAGGCUUUCCAUGUUUGUAAUGCUUUAAAAUGGCAAGUCUCUUAGCACAUUCACAUGCUGACGGUUUCUUCCUUCCUUUCUAAAUUCUAUUUUAAGGCAUUGUCUUGAACCUACUAUGAGCCACAAUUGGUCACACCAGCACUUUGUAAGGAGACCAUCCUGUCACAUUUAUUAUUUCUUGUGGAUGAAAGCUUCAGCUUUUGUUAGUAUGCUUUCCCCCUCAAAGUCUGCAAAAGAAAACAUCUUUGUAGACCCAUAAAGCAUUUCUGCAGCACCUGUAAACAAAUUGUAGCCAUGAAGUAAUAGAGGACAAAUUGAGACUGUCUCCUGUGAUUUGAAUCCGUUGCAAGCAAUUUCCCCAGGUUUCCCUAGGUUAACAAGUAAAGAGAACAAUAAACAAAUAGCGGGGGGAAAUCCCCGUAUUCUGAUACUUUUAAAAACAUUCACGUAGUAUGAGUGCUUACUUGUUUGCAUAAGAAUUUUUUAUGCAUACCUGUCAUCCUUCAAACAGGACUAAACCUCCACACUUUCUCUAUAGAGGUCUUCAGUUCUUAACAUUGAAUGAAUUCAUUUAUUAUUUUAUCAGUUUAGCAAUUACACAAACAGCAGCAGCAGCAGAUCUGGAUGCUUCUGGUACUUAAAGGUGUCUCCUUGCAUGCAUUUAGCCCAAGGGGAUGGCUCAGCUUGUCUUUUGUUGUUCACUCACUAGCAGAAUCAGUAAUAGGAUGCUUUUAAACAGCAACAAGAUUUCCAAGCUUUAUCAUCUCGCAUUUUGAAAAGGAUUUCCAUGUGGUACAGUGCUGAGGUAUUUGGAAACAGCAAAAAAGAGGUCCCUCAAUUUUUUGAAAACUAUCUCCAUGUUGAGAAUUAUUAGAAAGUACUCCAAAGUACUUUUACAGUGAAACUUCAUAUUGAGAGUGGUCUAUGAAAAAGUGGAAGACACAGAAUUCUAUUUAGUCUCCCUUGUCCACAUAGCUUUUAAUCAUUCUUUCAUAAAUAUAGAGAAAUUCCUUACCCCGCACCACCAAAAGCUGAAUAAAGCCCAGAAUCUAUUGUGGCAAAUUCAGAGAGGAGGGAGUAUAUCUCUUAGUCUGCUGUGUGUUUUCUACUGUAUUGUACAUACCCAAGUGACUAAUCACAUGAGGCAAUUAAUAAAUAUAAAAUAUUAAUAAAUAUAAAAUAUUUUAUAAAAUAUUAAUAAAUAUAAAAGCAAUGAAGAGUUUUGUGGUACAUUAAAAGCUAAGAGAUUUGUUUUGGUAUGAAUUUUUGUGGGCUGCAGCCCACUUCACUAUGUACUAUGCACCUGUGUUUUGAUUUGUUGGUUAUCUUUGUGCUCUCCAUAAAUGCCAACUCUUUGGGGCUGAGGUCCCUUCAACCCCUCCCAAUAAAAGAUUUGAGGGGGUUGCCCCCCCAGCUGAUCAGCAUCAUCAUUCAAAUGGUCUCUGUGGUGUGUGUGUGUGCGUGUGUGCGCGCGCUGCGUCAUGUGAUCCAUUAUGUGGAGCAGGGCUUACCUGGGCCCCCAAAUAUUUUAUUCAAGUUGGCACUCCUGGUGCUCACUCCAAUGUGUGAUUUAUUUUAGAAACUUACCCUGAUUAAAUUUAGACCUCUUAAGUGAAACUGAGAAUGUAUUAAUAUUGUCUUCCCCAUGUCAUUUCAUGGGGUUCAACUGCCAUGGCUAUUUCAAUACUACCGGUAAUCACUUUGUUGCAUUUCCCCACAUAUUAAUGGCUCUUUAUUUGAAUUGAAGCCUUUCCUUCCACAUUCAUGCUGAGAAUAGCUGCAUUAUUUUGUGCAGGACAUUUAGGAGCUACUGAGUCAAUGGCCAUGGUCAGUUUUCAGCUACGGUAUGCCAUUGACUGAGCAGCUCUUGACAUCAGUGGGCAGGUGCCCCAACUAGACAAAUUUGGAACCAUAGAAUCUGUAAUUCUCCAGAGAAUGCUGAAGUCUUGCAGUAAAAUAAGUCUGAAGAUUCUCAGCACCAAAUUUCAGCUGUUGGUUUAGUGAGAGCUUAUCCAUGCUUCCUUUUGUGCCGUGCUUCUAGGCUCAGGUCUGCACUUUAAAGCUCUAUAUCCAAGCACUUAUUCUUUUGCCCCAGAGCUUUCCCUGCAAAAACCUGCUCUUUACUGCUGAAUUAGCGCAAACAGCAAUCUGCGAAAAACCCAAAUUGUCGUUUAUUCUGAUUUAGCGUUAAAGAACGGCUUUUCCUGUGGAAAGUUGCGGGGCAAAAAAAGGGGGGGAAGCGGUCAGAAAUGGAGCUUUAGAACACGGGCCUAUGCCUAGAAAGCAUGGGGCAAAAGGUACAUGUGGACGAGCCCUCAGAGAAAAGGUUAUUUCCAGCAGAUUCCUUUAGGGGAAUUGGAAACAACUUUCUUUCCAUGUCGUUAUCCCCUCUCUUCCUUUUCCCCUGCCCCACUGCACACACUCUGAAUCUUAACUGAGAGCUAAUCAAGGAAAAAUAGGGUAUCUUUCAGACACUUCUUUCAGGUAUCAGAAAGAACCUCUAUUCUGUCAAGACUGCAAGUUUAGAAGAGAUUAUUGUGAGUGCACCAGAAUAACAAAUCUUUUGUGUAAGUUUGUGGCACUUUUUAGAGUACAAUUCAUUUUUAACUCACCAUGCCAUCUGCUGUAGCCCCCAUAAAUAAUUUAUCCCCUGUCUAGAGAUUUUAGAGUGAGUUACAGCUCUUGAAUAACAAUUUGCACUUAGGAUAGCCACAAAAGCAUAUGGUAUUACAUUUUGGUGUAUAGAGGCCAGGUGGUAAUAAACUGAUUUUAUUCUUCUUCAGCUUUUUCUGCACCAGGAAAUGGAUCCACAGUAAAACAAAAUGAGUGUACCAACUCUUUGUGAGAUUAUAGUUGAAAACUUUUUGGGAAGGUAUUAAAAAACUCUGAAAGAAGUGCAAGUGCAGGCACAUUUCAACAGGGUUUCUGGAUUUGUCUUGGGUGUGUUUGUUUGUUUAUUUGUGUAUGUGUAUGUGUGAUGGUUGGAGGUCAAGGUGGUUCAGUAUUAAACUGAAAUUUAAAUUCAAAAGGAUCUCACCUGAAAAGAAACAAUUCAUGAAUACUGUAGAAUUAUUGGAAAAUUAGAAACAAUGUUCUGGGCUUAGCCUGUUCAUUCCCAAAUUCAUCCAUCCAUCUUCCCCCGGCCCUAGUCACAUCUGCACCAUACAUUUAAAGGACAUAGUUUCUCCAAAAGAAUCCUGGGAACUGUAGUUUGUUAGAGGUACUGGGAAUUGUAGCUCUCUGAGAGUAAACUACAAUUCAGAGGGUUAUUUAGCGGAAGCCACGAGCUUAAAUGUAUGGUGUGGAUAUUAUCUCUCCACUUAAAUUAGCUCUUGGCUCCAUUCAGCUUUGGUCCCUUCCCACUGCAGCAAAUCUCUGCUACAGCAAGCAAAUUGAUUACUGGAUCCUAGAAAAUGGGCAGCACCUCUCACUCUUAUUUAUGAAAUAAACUUAGGUACAGCAGCUGUUUUUUAAAAUCUGGUUUUCCUACAGGAGUUUUCCAUCACCCUCCCCACUCAGCUAAUUUUCACCCCUUACAGGAUCCUUGUAUUUCUGCAAGAAAUGAGUUUUAGAAUUGCCCAGCAUUUUUUGUUUGGCCCCCCAGACAGAGGCUCAAGGAAAUAGUGUCCUUAUACCUCUAGUGGCACACCUCAGCUAGCAGCUUUGCAGGUUUUUGAAGGAUAUUGAAAUGUAGUUGUCCCAAGAAUACCUUUGAGACUCUGGUAUGGGAUCAGGCAUGCAGCUCAGUGUUCAACUGGGAAGGAAGUUUAAAAUGAAAUCGGUCAUUACUGCAGAUGUGUUUGGAUAUAAACAAGAACUCAGAAUGACAAACAGGAUGGGGAUCAUUAUUGACGCAGGGUCCCAUGGAGCGUGGUUUCCUUUCUUUCUAAAAAUAUUUCUGGGAGCCAAUCAGCCUCAGCUCUCAAUCCUGCAAUAGCCAAUUGCAUUUUCAAAACCAACUGCUGUUAAUUGUCUCACUGAAUUGUUACUAGGGUAAUUCCUUCACCUAACUCCAAUACUGGUUGGGAUUCAGACUGCUGGCUAUGUGAGGACAUUAUUGCUUGUCUGUUCCUACUGCCAAACAGCUUUAUGAGAAAUGGCAGGUCCACAUUCUUCUAUAUUAGCUGUAUUUUUUUUGAUAUUUGUGUCUUAUCAGGCCACUCUUAUACAAAAACUAGUAGCCUGGGAGAUAUCUCUGAUACAACUGCCAGCAAAUCAUUAAUUGUUUAUAAAUGUGUUUACCAGUUUAUUUUGGUACUAAUAAACAAACACUUCUUAUACAGUGGUACCUCGGGUUACACACACUUCAGGUUACAGACUCUUCAGGUUACAGACUCCGCUAAUCCAGAAAUAGUACCUUGGGUUAAGAACUUUGCUUCAGGAUGAGAACAGAAAUUGGGCUCCGGCGGCGCAGCGGCAACUGGAGGCCCCAUUAGCUAAAGUGGUGCUUCAGGUUAAGAACAGAUUCAGGUUAAGAACAGACCUCCGGAAAGAAUUAAGUACUUAAGCUGAGGUACCACUGUAAUUUUAUUGAGAUCAUUAGGGUGAACAUAGAAACUCACUUAUUAAGUUUAAUCUGUCUCAAGAACCCUUUUAUAGACUCAUUUAUAUUUCUGUUGCAAGAAUAUAUAGGAAGGUUUUGAAAAGACUUUAAGAAGUGGUGCAGUUAAAAUUUCAUCUUAGUACAUAGUGUGUGAGCCCACUGGUAAAAUAACUGUGUGUGCGUGAUGAACACACACUAAACAAUCUAGUGCUUGCUUACAUUUUCAUAUGAAAUAUAUUUAGUUUUUAAAAUAAAUAUAAGUUGGAAGCUAAACCCCACCAAUGUCAACAGGAGCAUCUCUAGUCAUGCAUAAGGAAUGCUACCAAUUCUUUACACACACACUCAGUAUAGUUCCUCAUAUAUUCCAAAAAGUCUCUUGGGAGAGUUAAGGUACUCUCAAGUGGUGUAUGAUGUGGCAUGAGGAACUACAGUCUCAGAAUAGUAUUUCAUUUAUUUAACAUAAGUUUGUUGUUUAGUCGUUUAGUCAUGUCCGACUCUUCAUGACCCCCUGGACCAGAGCACGCCAGCCACUCCUGUCUUCCAUGGCCUCCCGCAGUUUGGUCAAACUCAUGCUGGUAGCUUUGAGAACACUGUCCAACCAUCUCGUCCUCUGUCGUCCCCUUCUCCUUGUGCCCUCCAUCUUUCCCAACAUCAGGGUCUUUUCUUCUCAUGAGGUGGCCAAAGUAUUGGAGCCUCGGCUUCAGGAUCUGUCCUUCCAGUGAGCACUCAGGGCUGAUUUCCUUAAGAAUUGAUAGGUUUGAUCUUCUUGCAGUCCAUGGGACUCUCAAGAGUCUCCUCCAGCACCAUAAUUCAAAAGCAUCAAUUCUUCAGCGAUCAGCCUUCUUUAUGGUCCAGCUCUCACUUCCAUACAUCACUACUGGGAAAACCAUAGCUUUGACUAUACAGGCCUUUGUUGGCAAGGUGAUGUCUCUGCUUUUUAAGAUGCUGUCUAGAUUUGUCAUUGCUUUGUAAGUUACAUGCUGCUUAAUCACAGUGCAAAAUAAACAUUAAAAAUACCAAUAAAGUCAGAUGUUAAAAACAAGUGGACUAUAAAAUAUAAGUAAAAUCCAUGGUGGGUGGGUGGGUGUGUACACACACACACACACACAGACACACACACACGUUAAAGUACAUGCCAGAAUUACAUGUCUGAGUAAGAUUGGUCAAAUAGAACGUGUUUAGGCAGUCUAAGUAAUACAGCAAAGGUGCCUGCCUAAUAUUGACAGGGAAACAAGUCACGGAGUGAUUGAAUUUGCAUUACAACGAAAUUACUGACAAAGGAGGAGGAUAGGGACUUAUGUGCCACCUGCGUGACCUCCUAGGCACCUAACCAGGUCUAGGUUCCAGCAGCCUUCACUGCUGCCUUCUUACUGAAAUUUUAGCCUUGCCUCCUAAUGGCAUUUCACCUAGUACUUCUGUUUGUAAUGCUGAAGAAGGAUGGCAACAUCUGCUCAAUUUUACACCUUGGAGGUGGCAAUUACUAUCUAAGAACCAAAGUGUUCAGGAUAAUUUAUUUGACCAACAUCCUCCUCUUCGUAUAUACAUUUCAGUUGUGUCAUAUAUGCGUUCUUUGCCAUGUUUGUGAAGCUAAAUGAUGCUUAUUCCCAUGUUUCUGUUCAGCCUCAGUACAGAACGUUUCUGAGCUUUGCAGCUGGUGCUGCCUGCUUCUGAUACUGGAUACUGUGAUUUAGAUUCACCCCAGCACCUCACAUAUUUACCAGAUGUAUGCCAGUGGUGGCCAUGUAAUGGCCAUAACUAGGCAUUUUUGCCUUUUCAUUUAUAUCUGACUGCCUCUUUGCACACAGUACCAAGACAAGCCCCCCUGAAGGGUUUCAUAUGUCACCUUAACUGUGCUCACUUCAGCUGUUUAUUAAUGUCGACAAAUUAUGUCGCGUUUCCAUUCCGUAACAUCAAUUCAUUGGAACAAUCUUGGCCUUUUUUUCCUUGCCAUGUAUGCCUUUCCUGCAAUUGUGUAGAUGCUAUUGUUCCUCUUACCUUGCCAUUUGGGCAGAACAGCAUUUACUUGACUGCAUGCCAGCCUUUGUUAUCUGCCAGACACCGUUCUGGAUACAUCUGCUUCAGCUGAUGAUACCCCGUAUAUUCAGUCAGUCCAGGUAUGUCACACAAGAUUUCCAGCAGAAUACUUGUCACUCAUUUGUGGACUCAUCAACCUUGGUUCACUAAACCUUUACAGUUGGCCAAUUACGCAUGCUGUUUUCUGCUGCGAGAAUCAGACAUCAGUUCUGCAUGGCCCAGAGUGCACACCCAGACUGCUUGCUCUCUUAAGAGGCUUUCUCUUCUUCCUCAGGGAUGUGAUCAGCCUGCUGUGUGGGGACUGAUCAAGGGAUGACUGCUGUUCUGUCCCUCUGCUUGUUUUCAUGCAGUCUGCACCCAUAGCAUACUGGCUGUACUAAUAUAGGAAAAAAUGUUAGCUGCUACAGAUUGAUUUUUUUGACUGCCCUUUUAUAAAUAGUCUCACCUAUGAAAUAUAGUUGAGGGGAAAAUAUUCUUCCCCUUCUGGACAACUUUAUGUAAAAGAAAACCCAAACCUCUCAAUCCUUUGGAAGCCUUCUAUAGUUGCAUGGAAGGCUUUGACUGUUUUUUCUUUCUUAAAAAAAUGUUCCUCCCAAUUUGAGUAGGAGGAGGAAAAGAUUUAAAGACAAUCAAGGGUGGAAUUCAAAGUAGUGAUAAUAAGCGAAUUGUUCUGUCACCUAUCUCCUUUUCUCCCCCUGUGUGCUGUUCUGGAGGUAUACCCUGACCCCCCAAAGCAGAUUUGGUGAGGGAGUAGGAACACACAGGCAAAGGGGUGGGGUGGGGAAUCCUGUUGAGCUAGUGGGACUCAUUUCACUGGUUUCCACUAGCACAGCAUCUUUGUUGGAUCUGACCUUAAGACUCCACCAAAUGCAGCAUAUGGCAUUUGUAUGGAUUGAUAGGAAAACAGUGGGUGCCAAUAGGUCUAUUAAAGUGUAGUACCUUCAUAUAGAUGGAACCAUAUCAGUCAUAAUAAAAUCUGGCAUUGUAAAAAAUCUACUCCACUACCGCUUCAAGCGUUCAAUAUGUAGCAGGCCUACAAUUCUAGAUAAUUAUUAUAUAUCUAUAUAAUAAUGAGGCAUCUGAAAGCAAUUUCACAAUACAAGAAAACACACUGGUAGUUUUCAACUUAGUUUUAUUCAGAGCAGACCCACUGAAAUGAAUAAACACAAUGAAGUAAGGUCUUUUGGGUCUAUUAGGAGUAAAAUAUAGUUGAAUAUCACCUACAUAAAACAAUUACAUAUACAGUGGUACCUCGCAAGACGAACGCCUCGCAAGACGGAAAACCCGCUAGACGAAAGGGUUUUCCGUUUUGGAGGCGCUUCGCAAAACGAAUUUCCCUAUGGGCUUGCUUCGCAAGACGACAGCCCAUAGGGAAAUCUCAGGGACAGCGGGGAAGCGCGUCUUCCCCACUGUCCUCGGACCUCCUCCGAAGCCUAGCGGCGGGGCGGGGACACCUCCUCCCGCCGCCGCCAGGCUUCGGAAGGCUCCUCCGAGCUGGGCGGGGAGGGAACACCUCCCGCCGCCGCCCGGCCGGAACGGUGCUCCGAGCCGGGCGGGGAGGGAAGACCUCCCGCCGCCGCCCGGCCUGGAACGGUGCUCCGAGCCGGGCGGUGGGGAGGAAGACCUCCCCGCCGCCCGGCUCGGAACGGUGCUCCGAGCCGGGCGGGGAGGGAACACCUCCCGCCGCCGCCCGGCUCCGGAACGGUGCUCCGAGCCGGGCGGGGGAGGGAAGACCUGCCGCCGCCGCCCGGCUCGGAACGGUGCUCCGAGCCGGGCGGGGGGAGGGAAGACCUGCCGCCGCCGCCCGGCUUCGGCACGGUGCGCCGAAGCCGGGCGGGGGAGGGAACACCUCCGCCGCCGCCCGGCUCGGAACGGUGCUCCGAGCCGGGCGGGGGAGGAAGACCUGCCGCGCGCCCGGCCGGUGCUCCGGCCGGGCGGGGAGGAGACCUCCGCCUCGCCCGGAACGGUGCUCCGAGCCGGGCGGUGGGGAGGAAGACCUCCCCGCCGCCCGGCUCGGGACGGUGCUCCGAGCCGGGCGGGGGAGGGAAGACCUCCCGCCGCCGCCCGGCUCGGAACGGUGCUCCGAGCCGGGCGGGGGGAGGGAAGACCUUCUGAAGGCGGGCGGGGGCGAAAGUCUUUGCUCCCCCUGCCUGCCUGUCCCGGAGGGCUUUUGAAGGCGGGGAGCAAAGACUUUCGCCCCCGCCCGCCUUCAGAAGAGGUCCAGGACCUCUUCUGAAGGCUGGCGGGGGCAAAGUCUUUGUCCCCCUGCCUGCCUUCCCAGGGGCUUUAAAUUGCCCCGGACAGCGGAGAAGUCCUCCGCUGUCCCGGGUGAUUUUAAAAUGCCGCCCGCCAGCAUUUUAAGAUCGCCCGGACAGCGGAGAAGUCCUCCGCUGUCCCGGGGUUUUAAAAUGCUGGGGGUGGGAAGAAAAGCCCUUGCCCCCCAGCCUUCAGAAGAGGUCCGGGGACAGACUGUCCCCGGACCUGGUCUGAAGGCGGUUUCCCUAGGAACGCAUUAAUUGAUUUUCAAUGCAUUCCUAUGGGAAACCGUGCAUCGCAAGACGAAAAACUCGCAAGACGAAGAGACUUGCGGAACGAAUUAAUUUCGUCUUGCGAGGCACCACUGUAUAAAAAUAAUUUCAAAUCUACUACUGAUAGCAACCGGGGUAAAUAAAUGUCCACUUAGAAGUUUUGCUGAAAUAGGAAAGUGUUCAACAAGUGUCAAAAAGACAGUAAAAGGGCCUGAAAUGCAAUGAAAUUGAGCUCAAAGGGGUAAGGUCCUGAUUGUUACAACAGGUGGAAUGGCUCUCCGGAUAAGAUAGUAUCUGCAGGACGUCCUCUCCUGUAGAGUGCAGUGAUUGAUUGGGAUGCAGCAAUCUUUCAGGUAUUCUGGUCCCAAGCUGCAUAGGACUUCUGGACAUCUGUACCAUCUCCUUGAACAUAGCCUGUUAGCUACUUGGCAGUCAGUGCAAUUCUUACAACAGCAACAUUCUGUCCAUUUCCUACAUUCCGCAGUAGCUGCAGCUUCCAAGCAGAGAAAGAGGGGGGCAGGGGGAGCCCAUCACCCCUGGCACCACGAUCCCGGUGGGCUGCCAUUGCGUCUGCCCCCCCCACUGGGCGCCAUGCCCCCGCAGACAGCGUGCCAUGCCCCCAGGACGCGCACCAUGCUCCAGGCAGCGCGCUAUGCCCCCAGGACGUGCGCCAUGCCCCUGGGACACGCACCACACCCCUGGGAUGUGUGCCACGCCCCCGGGAUGCACACCGGCCACGCUCCCGCCUACUUUCUGCCCCCAGUGCUGGAGCAAGAAUCUCCGCCACUGCUUCCAAGUGAAGCUUAAGAGCAGCCUCACAUAGAGCACAUUGCAGUAAUGGAGGUUACCAGCACAUGGGCAACGGAAACUGCCAGCUGCUUUGGCCUUUACUUUUACUUACUGAGCCAAGAGACACCUAGUAUUAAGCUAUUAAUUCAGAGCUCUGCAGGAAUGGGCUUCCCAACCGAUGGUGUUCUUGACACCAUAGUGAAUACGAAGGCACUUUUUGAAGCUUCAUCUGUGUAUAGGGGGCUCCUACUUAUUUCAGACGUAGGAAAGGGGGUGCAAUCCUUUCAUCUUUAAGACUAAUCUCAUUGAUUCAAAUGUGACUUAUGCAUAGGUAACUAGGCAUGUAAUGACAUACCAAUAAACAAUAAUGAUUUUAAUAAUCUAAAGAGUAUUGUAAAUUAGCCUUAUGCAUAUAAGAUUUCUUACAAAACAUUGUCACAUCUGAUCUUAUUCCUCAAUUUCCUGUGUCUGUUGUGUCAUAAAAAAUAUUCAAACUGCUAUAAUAAUAGAAAAUCACCAUUUGGAAAGGUCAUCAGAAUUUAUUUGACAUACUUUUUAGAGUAUGAUGUCUUGUGAGAUGUUUCCUGGCAUUGUUCAUGUGGCUUCAGAUUGGGAGAUUAUGUCAAGCAGAAAAGAAACAGCUGUAGCUGUAGCACAUUUUGCUUCUCAUUUCAUCUCGGCAGAAUAAGCAGCAGCUGAAGAAAGUUUCACUUGCUUUAACAGACCUUUAAAACUGGGACUGUGUCAGGAGCAGUUUCAGUUUUCAUUUUACUGUUGGCAUUAUUACUCAAGCUUUGUAUGAACAGUUGGAUGAGCACAGUUGUCAUUGUCUAUGAAGUUACUGCAGUUUUACAAUGGCUUUUUUAAUUAAUCUAACUUUUACUAUCUACUGCAUAUUAUCUUUAUGUUUAUUAAAAAAGAAAGAAAAGAAAAUCUGUCAGGGUUAUAAAGUUGAAUAAGGUGGAUUUAUGUAGCCACAGCCUUUGUGGAUGAUUUUUAUGAGUUUUAUUAGCAAGCUAAGCAAGGUGUAGUAUAUAAUAAAGUUUUUACUGUGCUCUUUUUCUGCAGUGAUUUUCAACUUUCCCCUGAUAUUUCAGAUGUUUAUAAAAUAAUUGCACUCAUGGUUAAAUCACAUUGCACUACAAAGUGUCUGCAAGAAGUACUGUAGAACCUUUUAAAUGAGAUUUUUUAUUUUUUUUUGGUAUUCAAAAGCAUUUCCAUGGGGCUUCCUUUCACAGCUACCUUUUUUUUACAAUGGCAACACAUAAUAUUGAAGUAUCAUAUACAUGCUUUAUAUUGACCCAAGUUGAAAAUGAAAAAUAAGGCUUAGAGGAUAGCACUUCUAACAAUCAAACACACUUUCUGCAUGUUGAAGAUGUUUUCAGCUCUAUGGCUGCAUUCAUAUUGAGCAUGAACCACAGUAAGCCCCCAAUUUGUAUGCUCAUCCCCUUCCCAUUCUUCCUCUGAUGUGGCCACAAGGAGAUUGGAAGCUUCCACUUCCAUUUUAAAUUAGCCACUGUUUAGCAUGCCAUUCAAAUCCUAAACCAGAGGUCUUCAGCUAUUUUGGCUUAUGCUCAUACUUUUGAGUAUGAGCACAAAAAUUUGCAACCAGAAAAAUGCACACCCACAAAUCACCACACAUUUGUGUGUGAGGUUUAAAAAGGUAAAGGUAAAGGACCCCUGACAGUUAAGUCCAGUCCCGGAUGACUCUGGGUUUGCGGCGCUCAUCUCGCUUUACAGGCCGAGGGAGCCGGCGUUUAUCCAUAGACAGUUUUUCCGGGUCAUGUGGCCAGCAUGACUAAGCCACUUCUGGCUCAACAGAGGACCAAAACCAGAGCAGUGCAUGGAAACGCCGUUUACCUUCCCGCCGGAGCGGUACCUAUUUAUCUACUUGCACUUUUUUUGGUGCGCUUUCGAACCGCUAGGUUGGCAAGGAGCUGGGACCGAGCAACAGGAGCUCACCCCGUCACGUGAGGUUUAUUAGGAAGCUAAUGUAACAUUAUCACCAUCACCAUCAGUAUUAUAAAAGAAAAUAAAUGUAUGCUUUAGUUGAGAUUCCUGCACUGCAAGGGAUUGAAUUAGAUUACCCUAAGGGCUCCUUCCAACUCUAUACAAUUCUGUGAUUCAAUGAAAGGGAAGAAACUUGAGAGCAGAGCUGGUUUUCAUUGGGUCAGAGCUGUUCUCUGGCUAACCUUCCACUUUCUUUCUCUCUCUCUCUCUCCUUCCAAGGGAGAGAAUUUAGCAUUGAGAUGAACACUAAGUGUCCCAAUCUGGAAGAUUAGGUAAUGAGCACAUUUGGAAUCUUGAGAGAGUGCCUUGGAAGCUGUCAUAAAAUGGCUGCCGUGGGGAGGGUGGGGGGCCCAUUCACAAAAAUGGCUGAAAUACUGUGUGUGUGAGAGAGAGAGAGAAAGAGAGAGAAAAGCAAACUACCCGGAGAAAGAAACAUGCCACUUGAUACCACACAAGUGGUAAUGAACAUUAUUUUAAAUUACUUCAUAUAUUCUCUUUCUACACAAGCAUGGGCGAUGCAGUAUAAAAAGUGAGAGUGAAGACCUCAUUUCUUGUUCAGAAGGUCGGAGCCUUCACCUGGACCUCAGCCUGCUGGGUAUAACAGCAUGAUUGAUAAUUUAAUGAUUCAUUAACCUGUGUCUCUACCUUUCAAUGUGAAAGAGGUACUUGUAAAUUUAUCAUUGGCCUUAACUUAAAUGGGAAAGGUUUCAAUCCCAAAUCAGCAUUUGCAUUUUUCAAAGGUGCAUUUUCUUGCCUAUUGGUAUGAAUCCAUUGUUAUCUUUUCAUUUUUAAAGACAUAUGCUUGGCAGGGGGUUGGACUCGAUGGCCCUUGUGGUCUCUUCCAACUCUAUGAUUCUAUGAUUCUAUGAUAUUAUAUAUUGACUCUGCUAACACAGGCAGAUUAUAAUUUUAGUGUACAUCGGGUUACAGAUGCUUCAGGUUACAGACUCCGCUAACCCAGAAAUAGUACCUUGGGUUAAGAACUUUGUUUCAGAAAUCACAUGGCGGCGGUGUGGCAGCAGUGGAAGGCCCCAUUAGCUAAAGUGGUGCUUCAGGUUAAGAACAGUUUCAGGUUAAGAACAGACCUCCAGAAUGAAUUAAGUUCUUAACCCGAGUUACCACUGUAAGUGAUAUGAAAGAAAGAAAGAAAGAAUCAAAUUCUGGCAUUGAAUGAAUCAGUUAAUUUUGGAGCCUUUAACAGCGUUAAACAACUCAUCAAAGAAAAAAAUUAUUUGGACUCUAAAUGGAGGAACCUUCAUUCACUUUCCCAGAUGGAAUACUCAUCCAAUAUAUGAAGCAUCUUUUGGGCUGGAGCAGUACUUUAUUAAUCUCACACUGGCACCACUUAGAAAAGCAUUUACAGCUUUGCCUAUUCAGUGUAUGCCCUCCCCAUAUCUAAUGGGAAGAUUCAAUAGCACCCCUGUGUACCAAAGUCUCUAUAUCUGUGAGUCUGGAGACGUGGAGGACAUUCAACACUAUUUGUUACAAUGCCCUUUAUAUACACCCCCUAGAUGUGCUAAAAUGUUUAGUAAAUGUUUAGUACAGUCCCCAAAUGUUUUCAAAUCAUUCAGUUGAUGGGUACUUUGAAUUCAGCCUGUCUUCCCCUUCCCCUCCUUCCUGGACAAUACUAUAAUUGUAGAUGUAAUAUAGAUUUUUUAGUGAGCAACAGGAAAUCCUGUGGCUUUCUUUCUGACAUAUCGUACAUUGGAAGGGCAGACACUGUAAAGCUGGAGACUUGAGUCCAGUCAUGGUAACAGGAGAACUUUAUUGAUAUUCAGGAACCCCUAAGGCCAGAGGCAGAGAGUGAAAGCUAGCAUUACAUGUUUAUCUUUUUCCUUGGGGAUGCAAAAUUAUCCAAGUCCUCUAAGUGAAUUUCCACUUCAGUGAUUCAAGAAUAACCACAAACAAGGGAAGGUGCACUUUAUGAGGUCCAGAGAGGCCUAGGCCACUUCCAUCUUUUGAGGACCGUAGCUAUAAUAAAAAAUAUUUAAAAAUGUCAAUACAUGAACACAAUAUAAGGUGCAUGCACACACACAUAUGUGAGAGGUUGGUUAAUAUAAUCAGCUGAUCUGAGAAGACACAUCCAUCAUCUCAUCUUGUACCAUCAGAGCCAAUAUAUUUUAAUGAAUAUUUAUUGACAUUUUAUGCUCUUUAAUAUGAUAACCUCUAUAUCAGUUACCAAAAAAGUAAGUAAAUAACUUUUCUUAUUUUCUUAAAUUUGAAGCUUAAAGCUGAGAGUGUGCCACAUUUUUGUCCAAUGUGCAUAAAAAGAAAGAAAGAAAGAAAGAAAAAAAGAGAGAGUUUGGACUUGAUAUCCCGCCUUUCACUCCCCUUCAGGAGUCUCAAAGCGGCUAACAUUCUCCUUUCCCUUCCUCCCCCACAACAAACACUCUGUGAGGUGAGUGGGGCUGAGAGACUUCAAAGAAGUGUGACUGGCCCAAGGUCACCCAGCAGCUGCAUGUGGAGGAGCAGAGACACGAACCCGGUUCCCCAGAUUACGAGUCCACCGCUCUUAACCACAACACCACACAAGUUGCAGAUUUAAUUGUUUGGCUCUUGGGGAGGGCAGAGUCUCGUCACAAUCCCUUAGGCGUUUGCCUUGGCCCAUCAUUAUGAGUCUUUUAAAAUAGCAGUGCUUAAAAGAUAAUAAAAGGUAGUAGAAGUAGAAAUACAACUGGAUGUGAGCUAGCGGAAAACCAGUAAGUCGAAGGCUGCUUCCAAGGCUGCCGGAGACUGCAAUUAUGUGCUCAUUAAAGCUGAUUUACGAUGCGGGCUUUACAGUUAUUAGCAAUGUGAACUCCUGGCAUGGGCUCCAACAACCUGAUACAGUCUUCAUCAAAAACUUGAAAGGCUGGGAGCCACAGCACAAAUUUUAGGGAGGAUUCGAAAUGAACUCCGGCAAAUGCGUCUUACCUCGUCCAGCCUCUCCCUCCAAGUUGCAGACCUUAUCAAAUACCCCAAAUCAACAAGUGUCUGAAGUUGAGGUCCCCUUUGAGUUUGAGGCCCAGGUUGAAUCACCCUCUUGGCUUCCCCCUGAUUGGCCAUGGUCCCAUGAUUAGGUAAUCUGGAAGAGGAGGCAAAAGAAAGACCCUGCCUAUCCAGUCCAGUGGGAGAAGUCAUCCUAUUGAGUAAAUGUCCUGCAGUCCAUCCUUCCAACAGAAAUGCAUGGUCAAACCAAUGUCCAUUUUUUUUAAAGCUACAGCUAACUUGUGAAAUAACCAUUAUAGUCAUGCACCUCAAAAAUUGUACCAUAUGUCCAAAUAGUUCUGUUAUAUAAGGAAAAAGCAGGGACAGAAUGAGGAAAUGGAACAAGAAUGUUAUAAUCCUCUUUCAUUUUUUCCCCAGUUUUGUGAAAUUUUAUUUUGCGCUUUCUGAUCCUUUGAAGACGUAGAAUAUGAAUUGAGGUUUUAAGUUACCAUAUUUUUUGCUCUAUAAGACUCACUUUUUCCCUCCUAAAAAGUAAGGGGGAAUGUGUGUGCGUCUUAUGGAGCGAGUGCAGGCUGUGCAGGUAUCCCAGAAGCCAGAACAGCAAGAGGGAUUGCUGCUUUCACUGCCCAGCGAUCCCUCUUGCUUUUCUGGCUUCUGAGAUUCAGAAUAGUUUUUUUCUUGUUUUCCUCCUCCAAAAACUAGGUGCGUCUUGUGGUCUGGUGCGUCUUAUAGAGCGAAAAAUACGGUAUAUCUUCCUCGUAUUUUGCAGUUGUAGAAUGUGAUUGCUUUAGGUGUAUUCCUUGUGUUCAUAAAAUUGAACAACUACCAGAAGGGUUUCAGAAUGAAAUGGCUACAAAUGAGCAUCUUUGUUAUGCAUGGAGAUUCAGAUACUGAGAUUUUUUUUAAAUUUUUUGGUAUUUUUAAUCUCCAGGGAUGAUAGUAGUUUGAGAGGGACUUGUAUGUUCUUUAUCUUUUUUAAAUGAAAUCACUAUUUAACAAUGUAGAGUGACAAUUUUGCAAACAUUAUUGAGUUUCGAAACCCUCUAAUACUCUCUUUUUAUUGCUUAAGGUAUACUAUAUAAGGUCAAAUUCUCUCCUGACAUUGUUAAAUUACAAUCAAUUUUUAAUAAAGCCUAUUUAGCCUGGUUAAUUAGAGUUAAUAGUAAAUUUUCUAGCCUGCUGACUUAUCUUUAGAAAAUAUUUGACCACACUGUUCAAUGAAAUUGACUCCACAUGUAUUUCUUACUUAUGUGAAUCUCAUUAUGUAAGAAAAAAGCAUUGGUUCCAGCUUGUUGUGUUUACCAUCUCUGGUUAAUUUGCAGACACAAAUAUUGUUCAGAACCUAUAUAAGCACUGAGGGUUACUUAUAUGCUUGCUUUUUUGUGUAUUUGUUCUAGGAUUCAGAGUUUCCUGAAGAUAUUCAAGUGAAUCCCUACCUUGCUCGUGCAAAAGAAUGUUUGCGCCCUCUAAAGUCUGGAAUAUAUAGGUUGAGCAACACCUUGAAAGUACAUGAUCUGGCAGUGAGCUGGUAGGAACUACCUUCUAAAAUUGCUUACUUAUGUAUUUGAUUUUUUAAACUAACAUAGAGAAUAAUUAACUUUUAAUGCUAGUUGCCAAAUACUUACUCGUAACAAUGCAACCAUUUCUAUAUGCAAUGAAAUAAAAGAAAUGGAUGGGUAGAGACCCCGUGAAUAAAUGGUACAGCGGGAGGUGAAAAUGACCAUGGAGAAUGUAGGUUCUAUGAGGCCCUUUUGUGUAGAGCUAUUUCCCCUUGCAUCUGAAAUAACUCCCACUCCCAAAUAUUAUAUGCAUUUAUUUCUUUUGAUAUACACAGACACACACACAUACACCAGCUAGUCAGCAAGAGAUUUAGAGUGAUCUCUGACACUGGCCCUAUUGAGAGUGGCUGCCAGACUUUGACUCUCUGCACUUUUCUAGAGGAAAAACAUCCUGGGCCUGGAGGCAGCUCAGACAAAAGCUGCUUCUGGAAAUGUUACAAGAUUUGAAAUCAAAUUCUGAUUCUGAUUCUAAAAAUCUGGAAACCCCAAAAUGCAACGAUAAUAUGAACGAAGGAGUUGUGGUUCUCAGGAAACGGGUAGCAAAAAUAAUUUCAUUUGGAAACAGAGACUUAGUGCUACUGUUUUGAUUGCUUGAAGGCUGAAAGGCAGAAGGGCUUUCUAUAUAAGGUUGCUAGAGAGAAAGCAAAGAAGAGGAGCUUUUGUUUCUUUAGCUAUGGAUAGCUGCAACUAGUUCAAAAAGCAGAAGACAGCUAGUGAGCUCCAGAGGCAUAGUGAAGACAUGAGUUCUUCAGCAGUCACGCAAGUAGCACCAAAUGUGUCUGCUUUAAAAGAGGCAGAAAAUAUCCAGCAAUAGACAGGGCCAGGGCACGAGAACAUCCCAACUGAAAAUACUGAGGAAGCUAUCGGUACUUUCCAACCUGAACAACAGGAAAAGCUGAAUAUGGCAAACUACAUAUCCAAAGCAACUCCUCCAUCACAAUGCUGGACCCCCACAGAAAGUUAUAAUAAUUAUUAUUUAUCAAAUUUGUCUUUCAUCCUUAGAUCUCAAGGCGGCUUACAGCAU
Molecule: messenger RNA, 74804 nt
Organism: Podarcis lilfordi (Lilford's wall lizard)
Lineage: Eukaryota; Metazoa; Chordata; Lepidosauria; Squamata; Lacertidae
Source: the annotation of a GenBank genome assembly